AUGGCGCGUCAUUGGAGAGGGACGAUGAUGGCGGCGGUCGGUGCACCAGAAGUGAUCACACAGCUGGAAAGCGCUGCCAAAGUUUUAAUGGUGAGAAAUUUAACGUUAAUUUUGAGCUGUGAGUCAGGGGAAGGUGUGUGUAUGUUGACUACGAGCCAGUGUGUGUUUAUCGGUCGGGAUUUCGGGCAGUUGUGAGCGCGUUCCCCGUUUUUGUUGUUAAAUGUGUGGAGUUUGUCUCACCGUGGGAGCGAUAGAGAGCGAUGCGUGGCGCCUUCUCUUUGCCUCUCUCCAUCCCGCAAAAUGCUCAUUUUAACCCCCCCUCCUCUUAGUUAAAUCCAAGUCAACCCUCUCAUGUAAGUCAAACCAUCAUGAAAUAUAUAAACACUGAUUCGGACGUUGUUUCUGGAAACUUCUGCUCUCCUCUCCAGACCUGGAUGUUACAUCAAGUUUUUAUUGCGCUCUGGAGACAUUUGGAGCAUCACUGUGCUGAUAAUUCACUCAUUAAACCGCUUUAGCUCUCUCUGUACCCCUAAAACACGUUUAAAAAUGCUAUUUCACCCUCCUUUUUCGGCAUCUCUACACCCUUUAGACCCCACUGGAUGAAACAACCCUGACUCCACAAGCUAAGAGCUAACCAUGUGCAUCCCAUGAGUCUGUGUGCUGUGCUGGAUAAAUAAGCUAGCUAUUGGCCUUUUUUUGCUUUUCUACCAUUUUCAUUCACAUUUGUGUUCGUUUUCUAUCUGAUACUGCUCUGUUGAACUCUCAGACUAUCUUUUCUCGUGGUUAAGUUGCUGCACAUUAACACCAUGUCAGCUAAACAGGCGCUUCACCCUCACGCUGCAGUCAGCAGGUGUUUUCUGGCUGAGCGCUUAGCACUAUCUUGCUUCGUUUUUGGUAAAUAUCUCAAUAUAAUGAAUAUUUAGACGUGUGAGAAGAACCUACAGCAUAUUCAGCACAUCAGUACAAAGCCCUGGAUGGUUUUAACACUGUGGAUUGUGUUGUAGAAGCAGCAACCAUUGUGAUCAGUAUGAUAUGAUGUUUUUAUCUGCUUUAGGUCGAUUUUAUCACAUCAUGAGGUGUUGUUUGUUGAUUUGGCCUCUCCUAGGGUUUAGCUACAUAAGACAAAUAUUUUGACCAACCAGUUUUUGGCCUUUUGAUAUGAUCAGUAGCAAACUGAGAGUAACAAGUUCAAUGCAAACAGCAAAACAUAGGGGUUAAAGUAACACCAGUAAAUAUGAGUGUGGAUUAGAUGCAACCAGUGACCUCCCCAAUUCACCUUUGCACUUAAGGUUUAUAUUGUUUUUUCUAUAACCAAUACAUUAAAUGAGAGUGCGGGUCAGUGACAGUUUAGUAUGUAAUGGUAAUAACAUGAGUGUUUUCUUGGUUUCCAUUUGAUGAAAGACAUUCGUCCAUAUUUAUUUGGAUAUAGAUUGUUGUUGUUCACCGUUUAGCCUUACCCAUUAACGCUUGUUAUCACUGCAGCCUCUCAACCCUCAUUCUCUCUUUUUCCCUCUGUUUUACUAACACACCUGCUCUUCUCCCUGGCUGCAUUACACAGCGGCCCUUUCUCUACCCAUGGCUUCGUGAUGAUUAGUACUCUUAAGAGAUCAGUGUUCUCCACUAAAAUAUGAAUGGACACUUGUAAGAACUUAAAUGUUCAAUCAAAGGAGUUUACCUGAAUCUUACAAUUGGACCCAGUAUUUUGGUUGAUUUUAUUGCAUAACAAAGCCCAGUUUUUGUUGGAUGAAGAACUUUUAGUGAUUGAGGCUGAGCUCUGGAGCAAGAAAUAUUUUUGUCCUAGAACGUGGACUAUUAUUUAUUCAAAUAUUAGGGUUUGAAAAUAACUGAUUGGAAGCAUUGUUGUCCAUUUGAAGUUUAAUGUCUCUUGAAGUUGUUUUUCUUCUACCUCUGCUUUGGUCUCUCCCAAAUGUUGAAGUAUUUGUCUUUCUUUUAGCUCCUAUAUGCUUCCCUAUGUAUAAAUAGCUAGACAAUUUUUUUCUGCCUGUGUUUUAGUGUUUGAAAAGUGGCACACAGUGGGGCUAGAGGUCCAUAUUUGUUGGAAACAGUUGUCUGUUGUGGUUGAAAUGGCACUUAUAAGUGCGAUGAGAUCCAUUUUAUACAGAAGGUGUGGACUGUAAAAUCAAAAUAACCUCUGUGUGGCCCAGGUGAUAAAGUGGUCUGUAAGUUGUCCUAUUUUAGUCACACAUCAAAGAAUAAACACAAUUACUCUGAUAAUGUAAAGGAUUAAGUUAAAGAACAAGAAACAGACUUAUUUCAGGCCAAAGCUACAUCAGCAUUUCAGAGACCAGUGUGGGUGUUACAGCUUUUUCAAUAGAUAACUGCAGGUAAAAAGAAGUACACAAAAUACCACAGAAAUAUGAUGAAACUUCAAAUUUUAUUUGUGGAUGUUUUUUUUUUUAUUUAUUUUUUGCUGGCUUUUAUUGACAUGAACAGACAGGUGAUGAUCAGUUUUUCUGUUUAUUAUUGAAGAUGUAGUCGUAGAUGGUGGUGGUGUACUAUAAUGUGUCAUAAUGAAUGGUGUUCCUUAUAUUUGGUCCACUUCAUUUUCAAACAUAAGAGGAGCAAAAUUUUAGCGCUCACUCCAGUGCAUCACCAACACCCACUACGACUUCAGCAGUAACUAAAAAGAGCGAUUAUCACCUGACCGUGUCAACGGAAUAUGGAAAUAUAGAAGCUUUUACAUCUUAUUGCAUGAGAGUGCCUGGGUGUUCAUUUGAUUUUGUAGCUGGUGGAUGUACAGAUUAUUUUCAUUAUUCUCAUCAUUCUCAUCAUAGUGUUUUAUGUGCCUCUGUGUGUGUGUGAGUGCAAGCGAGUGUGUGUGUGUGUGUGUGUGUGUGUGUGUGUGUGUGUGUGUGCGCGUGUGUGUACGCAUACGUGAGUGGUGCUCUCAGAUAAAAGGGUCUUUAUUUCCUCUGCUGCCUUCAGCCGCGGCGCUGCUUUUACUGCAAUUAGGCCUGGAAUGUGACUUUCCUGCCGAGCUGUAUCAUGGCGACACUCCUCAAUAAAAGUCUGUGUACAUGAGUGUGUAUUUGUGUGUGCGAUUGCGUUUGUUGGUCUAAUGCCUUGAAUGUUAUUACGGCAGGUUUUCUGCUAUAGGCUAUAUGUUUUUGUUAUUGAAAAUACACUAUUUAUGACCAAAAUGAUGAACUGAGUCUUAUAAUUAAAGCUUAAUUUUGUGUAUUUUUUAUUCCAGGCACCGCCGUCCAUGGUCAGCACAGAACAGAGGCAGCAUGCUGAACAUAUAUUCCUCUCCUUCAGGAAAUCCAAAUCCCCUUUUGCCAUCUGCAAGCACAUAUUAGGUAACUCUUAACCCCAGAAAUUAGUGUACAUGGCUUAUUUUAACCUACAUGAAUACAUAAAUGAUAAACUUUACUAUCGAGGUUCCUAUUUUAUAAUAUAUACAUAGCAAUUAAAUGGUAGCUUCACUGUUCUAUUGCCUUUAUCUACAAAACAAACAAGAUUAUCUGAAUAUUUAAAAGUUUUCUGUGUUUAUGUCUGAGUAAAGGCACAAUCUCUCAAAGCUCCACAGCUGUCAAUUAGUCUGUUUUUCUCUCACUUCCUUUUCUCCUCUCCAGAAACCAGUAAGGUGGACUAUGUGCUGUUCCAGGCAGCCACAGCCGUCAUGGAGGCGGUGGUACGGGAGUGGAUCUUGCUGGAGAAGACGAGCAUCGAGUCACUCCGAGCAUUCCUCCUAACCUACGUCUUACAGAGACCCAAGUAAGAAAGACAAAUAGGGACGUAAAUAGACUUUUGAUAUUUAGCAUGGCAUUCAUAUCUCUUCCUGAAAAGUCCAGCAAGAAUACCUAUACACCUCUUGAUUUUUCUUUAAAUGGAUAUUUUAAGGAGUUGAAUACAAAUGUACAAAAUCAAGCGUAAGCAACAGGUUGGGAAAAGUACAGAAAUAACUGUAUCAAGUAUCCUGAUCUGGCCUUAAAGUGACGAUUGUGAAAGAGGAGAGGGGAGGAGAGAUUGACCUAAAUUACAUCUCCCUACCUGAUUUGAUUUGAUCUUACGCACAUUUGUUUUUAUUUUUUAAGGGAAAGCUUUCAGAGGGAUCAUCACUUGGUGUAUAAUUCAAUCACAGACACCAGCUGAGCAGUGAGAGGGGCAGAGAGAUGAAUGCAAAGGGAGAAAGAGAUCAGAAAAGAUGAGAUAUUCCCUCUAACUUUAUGUUAUUUGAUAUUUAGUGUAGUCGACCUGCUGCCAACAUGACAAACGACAACUUUUUUUUUUCCAAACAACUGUCUUGAACACAACUGAAAGUGAAAGCAUUGUGUGAAAAACAGCCCUCAGGUUGUCACUGACUGUGAUAUUUUUUUGGCUGAAGUCUAUGCAGCUCAUGCUGGCAGUUUGGGUAGUCUCUCUAAAGGUCUGUGUUACAUUAACCCUGUGUUUGUUACACCCACUGUGAGCUGUUCUGGAUCAGAGAAGUGAUUCUAAAGCCUGACCGCCUCCCUCUCUUUUCUCCAGCCUCCAGAAAUACGUCCGUGAGCAGAUCCUGUUGGCUGUGGCCGUCAUUGUGAAGAGGGGCUCUCUUGACAAAAGCAUCAACUGUAAAAGCAUCUUUCAUGAGGUCGGGCAGCUGAUCAGUAGCGGGAACCCCAAUGUGGUGAGAAACGCAUGCACAUGUAUUACAUAAACAACGCUGAACAGAUUUAGAGCACAUUAAUACUAAAAAGAUGAGAUUUGGAUCAUGAAGCCAUGUGAUUUUUUUUUAGGCUUUGGUAUCUGACUGUUCCGUUUCUUAGAUGUAAGACACAUUUGUGUAUUUAAAAUGUUUUUCUAACGUGACCAAAUCAAAAAACUUUUAUUCCAACCGUGUCAGGCAAGAUUUCUCUGUCAGCAGCCUAUCCUUAUGUAUUGCUAAAUUGUUCAUGUAGCUCACAACGCCACCUUAAAAUGGGUAUCCUCACUCUCAGAACAAACAGAAUUUGAAGCAGAAAUGAAAAACUCCUUGGGUUUACCAGAUCGAGUCAGCAGCACAGGAAGCUUGUAUAUAGUGGUUUUACUCUGAUAAACUUCUGUGUUUGUGAGGAGAAACCACUGAAACCACAGCCAGAGCCUCCGUCUAUUGAAUUCAGUUUGAAUCUCAUUUCAUACUUACUCUUAAAUUGGCUAAUAUCUGAUAUUAAACUAAAUGUUCUGCACUGAUUUUGCUGUUUAGACUUUCUGAAAUCGAUUUUAAAUCAAUCUGGAUACGCCAAAUGAGACAGUUGUGAGCUUACUGAAUGUCUUAUUUUGGGUUUCCAGCCCUGGCGGCACUUUGACUGCCAUGAAACCAAAUUAUAGUUUAUGCCACUUCACUGAGUCAUCCUCACAUACAAAAGUAAAUUUGCAUUUCUUGAGGUAAUUACAAAGUUCAGGAAAAUUGACUGUGACUGCAAAUGCUCAGCAGCUUCUCUGCUAGAUUAGUUUUAGAUGAUUAGAGAUUGCCGUUUUUGUGCCACUCACAGUCAAUCUUUGCGUCUAGAGCAGACUGUGUGUUCUUGAAUUACAUUUUUUUCCAAUCCUGUUCUUACUAUAAAAGAUAAAGGCUCAAAAGAUUUCAACAAACUGUAGGUGAAGUUAUAUUACAGGGAUAUUUGGAGAGAUGAACAAAACUGGGUUAAAGCCACAUUUAUCUCCUGCCUUCUUUUGCCACAUUUGCACCCUUGAUUCAGACUUUCUGCUUCUACACGCUCAGACAAUAGAGAGCUCAGUCUGAAAAUCUGACUGUUGAAGGAAAGAAGCUCCAGGCGUGUUCUUGUGGUUUGGAGAAAGUUUAUCAAGCGCCCGUUUGUUUGCUGCACUUGAAUCAACUUUUACGUAAAUCAACGAGCGCUUAUUUUUGGUGCUGUUAACCAAAGUGUGGUCACAAAAAAACAAGAGCCAAUCCUAUCUAUGCCAAUUAAUUGUAAAAAGCACUUAAACAUGGAAAAAAGUUGACCAAAGUGCUGUAGAAUCAAAGAAAAAUACUGUGAGAACAGUAAGAAAAUACCUGAACCAGAAUAAAAUAUAAAAGGCAUUGCUGAUGAAUCAUUUAAUGAGUCCAAAACUGUUUAAUAAAAAUCAAAUUAGUUUAAUUUCCCAGUGCACUACAAACAGGACCCUUUCCCCUAAUCCAGUAGGUGGCACUGUUUCAUGUGUGAAAUAUUUUCAAAUAACAUGAGGCAUGAUGUAUGUUGCAGGUAUGACUGUACUGACCCAGAAGUUAACUCAAAACAAAAGCAAACCCUCAUGGUUUCAGCUGCCAGUAAAGUAGAGAAGAGGUUGUCUUUUGAACUUGAUCUUUUUUUGCAGCAAACCCUGGCUUGCUCCAUCCUCACCGCUCUUCUCAGCGAGUUCUCCAGCUCCAGUAAAACCAGCAGCAUCGGCCUCAGCAUGGAGUUUCACGGCAGCUGCAAGCGCCUGUUUCAGGUUCGAUCCCCUCUGUGCUCCGUGUUUCCCACUAUCAUCGGCUCUAUUUCCUCUGAUCCUUUCAUUUAAGCAUCCCUUCAUCCGUCUUUCAGGAGGACGGCCUGCGUCAGAUCUUCAUGUUAACCAUGGAGGUGCUGCAGGAGUUCAGCCGCAGAGAAAACCUCAACGCCCAGAUGUCGUCCGUCUUCCAGCGCUACCUGGCACUUGCCAACCAGGUCCUUAGCUGGAACUUCCUGCCACCAAAUCAUAUCCUUUCAUUGUCUAAUGCAGGGUGGGCACACAUGAGGUCAGACUCAUAUAUGUAAACAUCUAUAGAUCCUGAAACGUGAUUGGAUGAAUUCUUCAAAAGCCUCCCAGGGAAGAACAGGUCAGUCCAAGUUACUGGCAUAUUUACUUCACUACAUUUUUAAGAUAGUUCUCCACAUCACUUUGCUGCUGUUUUGCAGAAUGAAAUCUUGAGCUCUAGACAGACGCGUGCCUUUUUUCACCUUUUUCAAAAGUUGAGGUGAGGUGAUGUGUGAAUGCAGGUGUUAGGAUUCAGUGAAAUACCUGGCAAAAUAAGUGGGUAGGCCAUUCACGUCUCCAGGUUGUCAACAUUAUGUGCUCUGUUUUUGUGUUUGCCUCUGCUGUGAGGUGCAUGUGUGAAAGGCAGAUACCAGAAAGUAUCACAGCCUGACUGUCCUGAAAUCAACUAAAAAACAUCUGGAGAGCAUAUGUGGAGAAAGGCUUUGCUUUGAGUUGUUAUUCAGAGACUUCAUUUGUUGAAAUCUGGCCCCCUGAAAUAUAUACAUUCAGUUUUCUGUCAUCUAAGUAACAAAGACGUUUGAUUAAUUAAUGUCAGAAUUUUACUCCAUUUUUGGAUGGAGUAGGAUGGAUACUUGAGGAAAUUGCAGAAUUGUGGCGGCUAAAGUCACAGUCAGUCAAACAUUAAACAUCAAAUGAUGAACAUUACAAACAGUCAUUAAAUCAUUCAGAGAUUUAUAAAAACAAGCCAUGGAGUUAAACUGAGAAAAAAACACCUUCUAAUACUCAAUAAAAUAUAUAAAAAUGUACAGUUAGAAAAGUGUAAUGGAAAAUUUAAAUGUGCAUAUGUGUACAAAGAGCCUAAUUUUGUGCUGAAAUCUGCAAAAGAAAUCAGAAAAAAAGACAAAUAUGGAAAGUCAGUAUUUAUACAAAUUGAUGCAUAUCAAACAGCUCCUGUGCAUCAGUGCAUGUGUUUUAGUUUAAGUUUUUGUACUAAGAGUAACGUUGAAACUAAAUUCAGUGUUUGAACUGAGAUUUUGACCCUCAGCCUGAUCGAUAGCUGAGCGGUGUAGCAAUAAAACAAUAUAAAGCAUUUAACUCACAUAUUGCUUGUAAUUAAGUUUGAUUAUAUGACUUAAACAUGAUCAAUUACAUCAUCUUAAUAAAUCUAAUGAAAGCCUGCACGCUCUCAGACCAUAUCCACAAAAAUUCAUGACAAGAACUGUUUAAAUUUCAAACAUUUGCGGAAAAGAAGAAAGAAAAGCAGGUCUUAUUAAGUCCGAUGAAGAAGCUAAAAGUUGUUAAGUGCAGGUGAAAACUUUUGCGUACUUUUUAUAUUCCUUUUAGAUCAACAUGAGUUCCUUUAUGUGUAUAAAUAUCAGAGUCCGUGAGUGAAUGAAUGUGUUUGUGCGGCUCCACAAAUAUGUGAUACUCAGGAAUGCAGAUCUGAUCAUCAGCUUUCCUUUGUAGUUCAUCUCCCGUGCACACGUCCUUAUUAUCUUAGCAGUUGGUCGCAUUAUUGAGCAAACUUCGGCACUUAGUGUGUCGCAGCGUGUGUGUGUGUAUACAAGGCCGGGCUCAUUAUGGCCUAAAUCCCAUCUAGCCUGGCAUCCUCUCGGCCUGUCUGGGGGGAUCUGCAGUGGCGCUCUGCUGCCAGCCAGGGCCAUGUAUCACUUUCAAAGAGGUGUCCAGCAUGUCCAUCUCCGUAUCAUUCCAGGAGCCCUCCACCCCCGCCUUGGCUUGUUGAGGCUCCCCUUGGUAUGCCUGGCACGCUCGGUUUGAUAUGUGUGUGUUCUCAGAGAUGCACUUUUAAGUCCUCCCAGUGUUUGCUUGUGUGAGUGAGUGAGUAUGUGUGUGUGUGUGUGUUGGUUGUUCCAGCCUAUUUUAUACAGCAGUGUAAUUUUGUUAGAGUGUUGGGUGUGUAUGUAAAGCCUCCAGACCAGAGCAGUUGUGCCACAUGUUAUGGACAUUUCAGACGAUGCUUGGAGCAGGUGACUUAUGGGCUUGAAAAUGAUCAAAUCUUGACAGAUGCAAAAGUAGGUGAUGUGUUUUUGCAAAAUGUCAGCAAAUUAUCUGGCAAUUGACAAAUUUAGGACAUGACAUGAAAACGAAAAGUUGACUUUAUCAGGAAGGCUAACUAUCAUCAGUAUGACCAAUUUUUAUCCGUUAAUUUAACAGUAGUUUUCUGUAAUUUACAUAUCCGAAAUGAAAUAAAAUCUUACUAUUUUGAAGGUUUCUUGAAGACUUUAAAUAACUUCAAAAAAAUGCAUUAAAAUGUCUUUGAAGUGACAAUAGAAUGAUUUUCAUAAUCAAAUGGAGGCGUUCACAAAGUUCUUGUUGCCGUAGAUACAGCUGUAGUUGUUUGGUUUCUUGAUGUUAAAUAGUCACAAAUGUUGAUCACAGAAAUAGUAAAGAAGGUCUUGCAUCAUUCUCCUUGAAAGUCUGCGCACAUGUGAGGCCGCAAGUGUCUGCGCUGUUGCUGAAUAGGAGGACAGAUUGAUGAAGACCGCUGGGAGGCCUAAAUGAGCUUGGCCGCCUGUCUGCAAGUGUUACAACACGCUUGUGUCCGUGUGAUGUGACGCUAGCGUGUGCCAGCACCGGUAUCAGGGGGCCUCUCCUUAAUUGACAGCCGCCGCCGCAGCCGCCUUUCAAGCGCAGAUACACGCACUCCUUGAGCAGCUCAAACACCCCGUUUAAAAAAGGCCUCCCUCCUUUAAAGAGCCGAGCGGCAUGUGUGUCAUCUGUCUUCGCCGCCGUCUGAACCCUCCAGCUCUGGUGUCAUCUGGUGGAGAGACACUCCCCGGGCGUCGGUACGACACCGUGUCACUCCACACUGUGCUUGACUCAAGCCGGGGUCGCGGUCAGGGCUGGAGGCCGUGGCAGCAGUCAGGUGCUGUAAAUGGCUGUCUGAGCUGACAGAUAGAUCACCCCUGCCCUGCUGCCGCCUCUCUGCUCAAUCACUUUACUUAUCUAAAUCCUCCGUAUGAUGUUUGGAUGUUUAUAGCAUGUCGGGGAUUGUGAAUUGUAUCGCUUUGAUGGCAGUUUAUUCGAAGGCGAUCUCCCUUUUGGUUUCCUCCCAUCUGUUCUUUUCUUCACCAGUGAGGAAUGUAAAGAUUUCAUGCUGUAUCGCCUCACUAAAACUCAAGUUGUUUCAAUUAAAGCACAGCCCUCCUUACCUCCUCCAGCGAGGCAUUUGAAGUGUGUCCCUCUCCCAACUUUUGAGAUACUACACCAGUACUUUUUUCUUACUUCUGAUGAGUAUUUAAGAAAUAUUUCGUCCCCCAGCAGCCCCAUAGGACGGUUAUUUCUGUGCUGUAGAGUCAACUGUUUUCAGCAGGGCUCAGUAUUCUCAUUAGCUCUUUAGAGGUCAAUUUAUUGGCAUUUUGGCCCUCAGGUUAAGGUUAGGAUUUGGAGUGUGUAAGCUGACACUGCAUGUUUGCCUUGGCCCUGACCUGUUUAAGAAUCCUCAACUACUGCUGUGUAAACACACGUGGAGGGUAUGUACAGAUAAAUGACGUACUAACAGACCUCCAGUUGGUGGGUGUUUUGUCCGAGUAUUGUCACAUUAAAAUGAUUCUGGCCCAAAUUCAAGUUUUUGGGCACGUCUGAACAUAAUAAAAGAAUUGUAGUCUUUGUCAUUUCACAAACUACUGCGAGUAUUGUGAUUUUGAUGAAGUUUUAUGAGUUUUUUUGGCCUCAAUUUUAAUCAUCUGAAAUGUUUCUGUUGUGAACUCAACAAUACUGAGGUGGAUUUAAGAUAUCUGGAAGUGUGAAACUUGCAGAUUGUAUUUUCAAACUUCUAUAGCCACAUAACAAAUUAAAUUUCUCUUUGGGGGUACAUAAAGUUAUUCUUAAUUUAUUAAGAAACUGAGUGGGGCCCAAGUUCUCUUUACACAACUUUUUAUUUGGGCCCAUAAGCAUUACUUUAUGUCUGAUUUACCUCGACCAUCCACUUUCUGAUCCCAAGUUUGCAUCAAGCCCGGUGGCCUGAUUGAUAUAUUGUUGUUUUAAUUCAGUUGUGGGUGAUUAAAUGACAACUGCUGUCUAAACAGAUGGGAGUCGAGCAGUAGGAGGAAAUGGAAAAGAAAAGGAGGAGGAGGGGGCCGGGUUGUUGAGGAGGUAUUCCUGGACUGUUAUUUCACAUGGCGAGGCGGCAGGGGAGACUUAAGGCAGGAUAUAUCACUUAAACCCCACCACGCGCCUUAGCAUAGCGUUGGCGGCUGGCAGACGCUCAGCCCGUCUUCCUGGUGCAGCAAGUCCACCCUCAGUCAGGAUCAACAAUAAUGAAUAGAGGAUACAGGAGAAGCUUGCUAAUCCCCGAUCCUUGGGCAUGAAGGAUGUUCAGGCUUGCAAAAUUCUCAGAUUGCUGAGAUUGCUAACUUUAAGUGGUCAUGAAGAUACCGUCAGAUUGAUCUGCGAAGUGCUUUGUGCGGCGUCCGCAAAUUUUUUUCUUGAAAGAAGAGUUGAGGAUGUGAAACGUGAAGCCUAAUUUGUUCUGUUGAAGAGGGACUCAAUAAAUCGUAGCAGGAGUGUUUGACAGUGAGACAACAAUAAACACAAAUCCAAGACAGCAGUUGAAACACAAUACAAACAACUCCAUUAUCCAUUAGGGAGCAAUUUGUGUUGAGUAGCUUGUCAUUAAGUACAAAUGACAAAACCAACCAACAAGCAAACAGAGACGUGCUACAAGGGACUCAAAUGUAGAAAUGCAUCUAUUGAAAAGCUUUUGUAGCUUUUGACAAACACAAACUCAGUGAGAAGCAGGUUUUGUAACUUACACAGUCAAAAAUGAAAUAGAUCUUCUAUUAUAGUAUUCUUUAUUGUUUUAGGGUGUCAAACCUAUUAUACAGUAUUGUAUGGUGUCUCGUCAUAUAUCACUGUAUCGUAUUAUAUCGUACCAUAUCUUGUAGGGCUGGGCGAUAAAACGAGAACGAUAUAUAUCAAAAAUUAAUUUUCUUCGAUGUCAAUAUAAAACAUGGUCAAUAUCCUUUUCAAUAGUCGGCAUUCUGCCAUGUUUUGGUACACGAUACGAAUAAAAAAAUGAAAGGGGGGUUGCUUUGAGUCCGCUUGGCACUGAACCAAUCGUGCUGAAUUAGAACCAAGUAGCAAACAACUGCGUAGUAGCAGGCUGUAGCUACAUGCAACCACAGCACUUUAACACAUGAAGCCGACAGCACAGUGAGAAAAAAAGAAAAUCAGUGCUAACCUCUGCAGAAAUGCAGAUGAAGACUCAACAGAUGAUGACAUGGUCGACAAUACUGGCAUGAAAACGUCGGUGGUGUGGGGGUGUUUUGGUUUUUGAGGUUGGACAUGAAGCAGAGUAAUGUGCACUGCAAAUUAUGUUGAGUACAUGCUCUCGCCAAGUCAAGAAAAACCUCAUAUCUUUUCCAUUACCUGAAGCAGUGCCACACGACAGAGCAUGUGCAAUGUGUGCUCUGUCGCGUGGUAACAAACCCUGAUCAGAGCUAGGAGCCCAUGUCCGCUUUCUGUAGCACAACUCUUUACGACAAAACAUUAAAGAGACACAAAGACCUCACAGAUGCAGUAGAUUAUUCUAUUGCAAAAGACAUGCUACCAAUAAGCACUGUUAAAUUUCAUUUAAGAAUAACAGGAAACAUUAAAGAUUGACAUGUGAUUUUUUUAUACUGUGAUAUUUAUCGAUAUCAACUGAUAUGAAAAAAAAACAUCAUGAUAAACUUUUUCCCAAAUCACCCAGCCCUAAUAUCUCGUAUCAUAUACUGUAUUGUAGCAUUUGACCUGUAAGUAGCGUAUUGUAUUGUAUUGUAUCGUAUGAAAGCAUUAGUAACCUAUUGUACUUCAACUACAUUGUACCAAUAGAAAAGCUGUUGCUAGUGGUUGUUACUGGUUUGUAGAACAGCUGAUGUUACAUGAACGUUAAACACAAGAUCAAGUUUGGACUUAAAUUAUCUGUGCAUCCAUCACAGCUUCUUUCUCUCAGACAAGGUAAACACAAAAGCAAAGCAAAGUGAGUGAAAUGAAUCUUUCUCACAGGAUAGGUUGUCUUCGACUCUUACAAGUCUUGCACAUAUAUAAAUGUCACCAUCGUGUGAAUUUUAGGGUGCUGACUAAAGCAUGUAGCCCGGAGUGCUGCCUCACAGAGCUGCACAUAUAUCUUUAAACUCUUUGUGUUGUCAAUUACAGAUUUGUGGCACACAAAUCAAAUCAGCGAAGCCAGAGAACAAGCUGUCUUCAAAUUUAAAUGUCGUAAUUCACAUCUUGUCUUUUUUCGGUUAGCAUGUGGUAACAAAAUGAACAAAGCCACAAAGAUGACAGGAUUAAAAUGUCGACACUGGCAUAUUACGUUAUUUGUUUUUGUGAACCCAGGCUCCUUCUUACAUCCAGAAAGUCUUUGCCCACUUGUGGAUGUUUUGUAGCCAUGUGGUUAGUUUAUGCUUAGCAAUGAAGAUUGAAUUACAGCCCAUGAAGGAAAGAAUGAUGGCUUUUUAUUGCUCACUAUGCUUCUCCCUGCUUUGAAGUGGACAGCCAAGUAUAGAUGCUAACUACCUGGGUUAGGGUUCACAUGCAAAGACGUUAAAAGAAAGUGGACUACCAGGUGUCUGAGUAGGGCAUAAAAAACGGGUGGUCUGGUUUAGUUGUGUGGACUUAACGGCACCAGUACAGAGAAUUAUUCUUAAAUCUGUUGUUGCCUCUCUGCCAGAGUAACCGGCUGUUAUUUCUCACUGUAUUUUACUGGCAAAAGAGCGGUGAUAAUUAAGUUAUUACGAUGUGUGUUUAUCCGUCUGUGUGGCUGCAAAUUUGGCGACAAAUGCUGCACGAAUCUCCCCUCUGUUUGAUUUAAACUCUUGUGGUCAGCGGUUUAAAGUGGAUGUGUAUUAGGUCGGGUGGAUGUGUUUGUGUGUGUCUGUGGGCCUGUUUAUCUGUCACUCCGUCUUAUCUUCCCAGUGGAAAAUUGACGUGUCACAUUAGUUAUUCUUGAGCCUGCUGGAAGGGUUGAGAUAGUAGCAGGUGAGGUCUUUUAAAAACCCACCAAACCACAGCCACAUGUCCAAGUCACUCCGUGAACAUUACUCAUCCUGAAGGCAUGCUCGCUGCACACACACUCGCACACAAGCACACAUGUGCAGUCCGUUUUUCUCCCUUUUUUUUCAAGCAGUGCGGAUCACAUGGUUGAAGUUGUAAAUUCACUUGUCAGCUCUGGGAGUCGAUUCUCCUCAGAAGUCGAAGAGCUUGAACUUUUAUUUCCCUUCAUUUAUGACAUUUUUCUGUGCAGUAUAUAAAUGUUUUAUGGGGGUGGAAGAGUCUGGAUUAUUUGCCACAUUAUUCAUGUUUCUUGUAGUGCUUACCUACAUUUUAAUUAAAGGAAAUAAAACCUACAGAAAAUUUAAAACCAUUCCUCAGAAAAGAGUUAACGGCUACUUUGUCUUUGGAUUAAUGAUGUAAAUUCACAACUAAUUGAAAAAUUACUCUCAAUCAAUCAUUUUUAUGUAUAUUGGGCUAAAUCACAGCUAUCAGUAUCCCAAGAUGCUUUCAAAAAGACCAGAUCUAGACCAAACUCAUUGUUUGAUGUGUUGCAUACACCAAACCCUGCGAUGGGAAAUGAUUUAACCCAUGUAUAACAAACAUGAGUGAAGCACUUUGCUGUAUUUAGCAAGAGAAACGUCCCUUUGACAGGCAGAAACCUUGAGCUGUAACAUUAUCCUAAUUUGAUUUUGUUUACUCAGAACUGUUGUAUUUCCGUCUUUUCCGAUGUUUUGCACAUAGAUGACAUUAUUCACAGUUAUUCAGGAUGCCUAUCUGUAUAUUAAGUUGAUAGGUUCCUAAAUCUUAAAGGCACAGAGAGCAGUUUUUACUUGAUGUUAAAAAAAGUCAAACUCUUAUACUGAUGCAUCUUUGUGAAUGAAUGAGAAAAUCCUCUUAGAGCAAACAAACCUGAAUACACAGAAUGAAUAGAGGUCACGUCAUUCAGACUGGUAUUAUAUUCUAAAAUUCUGUAACUCGGUGCUUUGUCUUGUCUCUGUCGCACUUCCUAAAUAAAUGAAAUAGUGACCAACUUUGAGAUGCUAAUUUCAGCCCAUGAACAUCAACAUCCUGAGCUGAACUGUCACUGACGUGCUGUUAAUACUUUUUAAACUGUAGACACUGUCUUAAAACCACAGUCUCUCUCUUUUGAUUCAACAUUAAUUGAAUUGGCAUUUAUUAAAAACAGAUCAUUGGCUCCCCAGCCUGAAUAUUUGACAGCAUGUCAUGUUUGUCUGAUUAACUCCUCUAUUUUUAAACACUGAAUACGGAUAAUAUUUGCGCUUGUUUCUUCUUCAAACCCCGCCCCUUCUUUUCUGUCUUUGUUGUUAUCCAAAACCAAAGUAUCAACGUUUCGGUUUCCCUGUUUUUGCCUGAAUUUACACCUAAAACAGCCGUUCCAACACCAAAGAUAAUGAAAUCAAACAUUGUGAUUUGCUCUUUUAGACCUCCAUCUAGUCAGAAGAUUGUGUUUCUGGAAUACUAAAACAUAUUUCAUCGUUCUUUGAUUCAAUAGAUCUGCUAAUUGAUCCGUCUUUGAUUUAAUAAAUCUGCUUGUCCUCUUUGAUAUCAAAUCAAACAAAUUUUUGUUUCUGGUUGUUUUGUAGGGUCCCCUCCAUCACUGCUUUAAAGGCCAAAGUUGUUUAUCGUCAGCAGGCUGCUUACAGGUCUCUGAAUGUUCAUAUUCAGUGAUCUAAUCUGAUUUUAGUGCGUCAUCAAAUUGAGUUUAAUAACUAAAAUGAUGUGUGCAAGGAGAACUUGGUGUACUCAUGAACAAAUACAACAGUUUAUCCAAAUUCUUAUCGAAAGAUACUUCAUUAUGAAAUCUGUUUUACCUGUCACAGCCAUUUUAUGUCUCUGUCUGACUGAGCAAACCAGCCUCAGUAAUCCUGUAGUUAUCAUUCCUGAGGUCUCUUGUGAGUUUGGUCUCAGUCAUAUGAUCUUUUAGGAGAGUUUGUACAACCUCUGUCACCGAGCCGGUCCCUCCCUGCAGGGACAGCCUGUGUCUGCAGGCUGCAGGACAUGAUCUGUUCUUCUUUUACCAAAUCAUGUUCCUCUGUGUAAUAUUUCAGAGAUUUAAAAAAUAGAAGAAAUCUCUGUAAAGUUUUUAUCUAUUGAUGAGUUAAAUAUAUGUCACUGAAAAUGCAUUUGAAGGCCUUUUCUAAUCAGAGAUAAAAAGUAUAAACUGGACACAUGAAUAGAAACAUGGACAUCAUCACGCUGCUGUAUUUGUGUAACUUUUUACCGUCUUUUCUCCCAUUCCCUCGCUUCUUCGGAAAGGUUCAGUCAGAGGUCUUCUGCCUCACCACUGCUAUUUUUAACAAGGCCCAAAAGCCAGGCAGUGGACACACACACACACACACACACAGUCCCACAGACCCUCAGACAGGUGCCAACUUUUGUGCCGAAAAGUGUGUUGUGGUGUGUUGUGGUGGGGUGUGUGCUCGGGGAGUGACUGUGGGCUGGUGUCAGAGGAAUGUGUGACCUCGCCGGCCUCUGCCGCUGUUUGGCUUUGAUCGAACAUUCCUCCAGAAGUUUCCACCUUCUGCUGUUGCUAAGGCCGUGGUCAGUGAUAUGGUUUUACUGUGUUUUUUUUUUUUUUUUUUUUUUUGAUCAUGUGGAGGUCAGCAAAAUUGUUAAAGAAAAACAUUUGCCGAGCGAAAAUAAGAAGUAAAAUAUUUUUUAUUUCAUAUAUAGUCAGUGAAUUAACUUGCACAUGUCAGAAGAAAGAAAUUCAACAAGGAGCCAAACAUCAGAUCAAAUUCAAACUUUUUCUAGGAAAAACAAUAACUGUGGUCAUUUUUUCCAAAAUCAUGCAAAACCAGAUUCAGAAAUUUUGCUUCUUGAUGAUUUGCUGCUGAACCUUUUGACAAAAAGCGUACGGUACACACAUGUAGGGUUCUUGAUUGUUGGUCAUUGUGAUAAACAAAGGAGCCGAUUCUGUGUCUGUUGGCAUCAGGUCACACACACACUGUGCACCGCAAAGAUGGUAAACACAAAGACAGUCUCACUCCAUCAAAAACAAACCUAUGUCAAACUGCUCACUAACUUUUACUCUUUUAUCAUUUAAAACUAAUUUAGGUGUGAAUAUUUUUGAGUUAGUCAAUAAUGAGUUUAAAGACUUAGAUUUGUUAACCAUGUGUUGUGCAGAAUAAACGUAAAAGCAGAUAUAACUGGAUAAUGAGGUACUAAACCUUAUGGUAAUGCUGAAACUCUUGUUGAAUAUCAGUUAGCCAAAUUACACACACAGAUGAGGUCUGCUCAUCAGGGAACUUUGACUCAAAUGGUUUAUUAUUCUUUUUUUCUGUGAGGACUAUGUUUUCUUCUUCUUUUAGAUCAGUCUUGUCUUUAUUCUCAGUAGCUUGUAAAUAGUCUUGAAAAAGGAAAAACAACCGCGAUUCUGUUUUGAAAAGUUGCGACAUGUUUUUUCUCCAUCGCCCGACCCUGAUCUAUUGUUUACUGUAAAGGAGCUGUGAGGAACUUUUGGUGUGUGACGAUUGUGGCGCCCCCCUAUGGGCAAAGAUGUAUAUCUGAGCACUUUGCUAAACUUGCCCUGAUAUUUUCUGGCAUAAAAUCUCACCCUGCUGUCUUUAAACAGUUAACUAUGUCAAUCACUUUGAAUGUUUGACACUAAAAAAAUGAAGACGUACUUUCAAUCACAUAUAAUAACAUAUGAAUUGUAAGUCUUGUUACUAAUGGUCCUGUGUGCUUUUGUGGGUCUUAAAGAGGUAUCAGCAUCAAAUUAAAUCUGUUUAACUACCAGUUAAUAACUCCGGAAAGUGGUUUAAAGUGUGUGAUAAAUGUUUUUAUACAAUAGGAAGGUCUUUACCAAACUUUAUAGCCACUUCAGUGAAAAUAAGAUGAUAUGAAUUGAUGGUAAAAGUCUAGAGAAGAUAUUUGAAUUUCCUGAGAGGCAUCUAAUGAUACUUGGAUGGAGAUUUUAGGAGGAAAGCUGAGAAAAGGGAGAGAGGAAGAGAAAGAAAAGGAUUUUGUUUGUUUUCUCCAAAACAGAAAGUCAUAAAAAAAAGAGGCAGCAUUCCAGCGGACAAAAACAGACAAAACAUCCCCUUUUGUUUGGAUCUGUCUGGUGACUUUAUUUGUACUCAGACGGCUGAAAAAUCUGCUAACUUGUUCUUUUCAGGGUGAUCAAGAGAUGCAUUAAAAUCCUGAUGGUGUGUGUUAGGAGAGUCUGUGCUCAUUGAUGAAAGUGUGUGUGUGUUUUAAGGGCGAGCAAUGAAGAAAGUGUUUCAGGGGAUUUUUUUUCUUUUUCUUUUGAUGAUUUAAGGAAAAAGCAUGUUGUGGGUGUGUUUUGGAGACUUGAAUGAGGACGGGAAGUGUUGUGGCAGCGUGGGGAGAAAGUGUGCGUGUGAUGUGGAUUUGAGGCAAAGCUUCUUGUGGGUGUUUGGAGACUCUUAAAGACGGAGACAGACAUUGUUCGUGUGUGGAGAAACGGGUCUUUUAGAAAGCAAUUUCCGCUUCAAACGUUUUUGUAGUGUCUAAAACAGAGGGUGAUUGUUUUGUGGGUGAAGAAAAAGACAUUUGAAAGAAUUGAGUGCUGACAGACAAGAAAGGACAGUUUGCAGUGAGGAGAAGGUGUUAGUGGUGUGGAGGGGAGUUUGUUUUGGUCUUGAGAAGCAGUCGGAGGAGAGACAAAGUGAUUGGCUGAGGAGGAAGAGGGAGGGUUACAAGGCCAGUAAGGAGUCUGGAGGACUUUGUGCAGAGGAGUGGACAAAGAAGAAGAGCAACAGAGUCUGGAUUGGCUGCAGUGAGUGUUUUAAGAUCUUGAGGAAGUAGAGGAGAGAAAUCUGAGUGUGCAGGAGGAGGGCGAGGUGAAGAAGAGGACAAGAAGGAAAGAGGGAGUCAGCCAGGCGAGUCAGAGGGUUAAAUCAGAAAACAGAAGGAGGUGAGGAGGAAAAGUGGACAAGAGGGUGAGAAAGAGUUUCUUUGUGGUCUAAAACUGGCAGAUGAAGAGCUGACUAAGGAGGGAAAGAGAGGAAGACAAAGAGAAGAGGGUGAGAAAGUAAAGAUUGAUGGUGUUAAUGAGAGGAGAGCAAGUAGUGAACAAGAGAGUAAGAAAGCUCUGCUGCAAAACCAAAGACUGAAACACACAGACCAAAAUACCCAGAGAGGCAGCUCAGUGACAGUAGCUUGUGUUUUGAGUGCGCCACCCCUCCUCCUUCCUUCUCCUCCUCCUCCUUUCUUUUCAUGCUGUUGUUGGCCUUAACUGGUGGCGGGUCACUGGGGCGCCACUACAUCGCCAUGUUCGAGGCCACGCAGAACGUCAUGCUCAAGCCUACGGAGUCCUGGAGGGAAGCGCUGCUGGACACCAGAGUCAUGGACCUCUUCUUCACUGUGAGUGUCUCGUUCAUUAUUGAUGUUUUUAUUCUUGUCAGAGUGUCUGCAGGUUUUAAGGUUUACAUCCGGGGUCAUGGAGUAAAUAUGACAAUAUUUUUAAAGGUAACCUAAAUGUAAAAUGUAACUUCAGCUCAUCCUCAUCAUUCAAUUCUUGCUGUAACCUUAGGAUAACCAGACUCAGAAAAAUCAGAAUUAAACUUUCAUUUAUUCAAGUUGUAAAUCUGCGCUUUGGGGGGGUUUGUUGGCUUUUAUUUGACAGCACAGAGCUGUGGAUGAAGCAGGAAACAGAUGAGAGCAGUGAGUGACAAACUAUGGGACAGGCUUUUACUGCGAGGCCAGAGGCGUCCUAAAAUCUUCUACAUUUAAACAUGUUUCCAGAUACAGAGUCUGAAAAAGCUGGUUCACUUUUCACUUAGAAUUCCCUUGCGGUUAUGUUUGUCUCUUUUUGAUCAACAAUAGAAGUGCCAGUAUGUUACAGUAACUAAGUUCUCGCUGCUAAUUUGGCUGUUGAUGCUAAGCUAACAAACUCUUGGCUGUGAAUUUUUUUUUAUUUUUAUUUUUUUUGUAGGAUGGUAGGGAAAGGUCCCGCCCUCCUUUGCCUCUGAUUGGCUAGGAGUGCUGGGCUCUGAUUGGUUAUUCCUAAUGGCUGUGAAACGUCAUCGUCUGUCAGGUUAGGGUUAGGGUAAUGUUCUGUAAUGUUGUGUUCGAUGUAGAGAGCCGACAGCCCGCGUUUGACUUGAGCGUGUGAUAACGAUUCCAGCUUUUCUAGCCAAUCAGAGGCGGGACUUUCCCCUUCAGUCCUACAAAAAAGAAAUAUCGCCUCCUGGCUCCAGCUGUGUCGCUAACAGAUAUGAGUACCACUCUUUCAGUCAACUCUGGACAGUAUUUCCUCCAAAUGUCAAAUUAUUUCUUUGAGGAAGAGCACAAGCAUGAAAACCAAAGCUUUUUUGUUUUUUGUUCUCCACGUUGUAAAGCUACCCACUAGCAUGUUAUCGCUGAUGGACAACAAAUGGUCCUGUGCAAGAAGUUUCCUGGUAACUUGUACCCCAGAAUGUCAGUAAAAUAAAAGAGCUAUUUUUAGUCAGCGGUUGUAUCAAAUAACUCGUCACCUUUGUUCAUUUUUAUCUAUGCUUCAAACUUCAGUGUUAGACAUGGUCACAUUAGUUGUAAAAUCCAGAACUUCACCUUCUUAUUGUCGAUCAAAAAAAACAGGAUGAGCAUCAAGUAAACUAAAGAAAACCUGCAGACGCUUUGACCUCGCAGAUACUUCAUUGUUUUAUUCUAGCAGUUAAUCUUCAUUCAACUGUCUAUUAGUGUUUUUGUUAUAAUUCAUGCUUGUUCAAUAUUCAGGGAGGUCCUUAUUCAGAACCGCAGUGAAGGUCUUCCUGCCUCAUACAUUUCCAUUACAGUUUCCUCCUGUCCUUUUUCACUCUCUCUCUCUCUCUAUGACCAUUUUUUCCUGCUCUUUACACGGUGGUUUAUUUACGAUAAACAAACAGAGACCGUUUGCCUUUUCAUGUCGGGCAAACAAAUCCCACUUGACCUCGUCUUUUUGGCACAUGCCAAGUUUUUACAAGUUUUGUGGGUUUUAAGAAGCACCAUUAAGUAGAUUUAUGGGUACUUUACAGUGGGGUCGUGUUAUUGUGAAGCUCUCCACAGGACCGCCCGGUUGAAAUAAAUGUGUAUUUUUGUGCUGUGACUUUGUGUGUUUAAAGAGGCUGCCCACGCUGGGUCAGCAAACGGUGUGGAAUAAAAAGGUCAGCUAGCUCUGCGUAUUCAGCUUCAGAUACACGUAUCCUUUAGCUUAAGACUGUCAUGUCUCCUUUAGCCUUUACCUGCUGCUGCCUGUGACACCACCUCAUCACCUCCAUGACCUCUGUCAGGUGCUGCCCUGUUGAUCUUUCUGAACUGAGUGUUGUUUGUGUACCAAACCUCUGACACAUGACCCUACCUUAUUUGCCAUGAGGCUUAUUACUACUAAUACUUUACACCUCUAAUCAAUCUAGGUAACUCUAAAUGAACAGCAUUCGGUUACAAAUGAAUUUUUACAACAACUUGAUGGACUAAAGGGUCGAUGGUAGUGGACGGCUCCUCUCACGUCGAUUCAGGACAGAAAGAUUUGGAAGAUCUUUUGUACCCGCAGCCACCAGACUGUUUAAUUCUUCUGUAAAUAGAAGAUGACAUGAGACUCCAGACUCCAGACAAUUGAAUUACCCUUUAGGGAUCAAUAAAAUUCUCCCUAUCUAAUUUAUUGCCAAAAGAAGAAAAGAAAUCAUGCAUAAAAAUAACAUUUGUGGUUCUAACUUGGAGGGAAUUUCUCAAACUUCGCUUGUAGGGGAGCUUUUUUUCUUUUACCUUAAGACCACAUAAACCAAGUUUGCAGGUAGAAGUGUUUUCUGCACAAUCACUCAAAAUCAGCAAACUUUCACACAGUAUUAAAUGUUGUUGUGAAAACUGAUCACUAUGGCUGCAGUCUUUCAUGUGUGAUCAGGUGGAGUUUUUUAUCGCAGCAUGAAAGGCAACACAUGAGUUAUUUUUCUAAGCACCAAUUAUUCAAAGUUGUCUUUUGCCUUAUACUAAGAACUUUUUAUUUUUUUUUACAGAACUACAGCUUUCAUAUUCAUGCUUCUCCAGCAUCACUUUACCUCUCAUCUCUAGGUCCUACAUUUACUUAAACUUAGCUUUUAUGUCUUUCUGCUGCUGGCUAGGAUGAGGUCACCAGUUAGCUGCCAACGGUGCCGAAGGGCAUCAGCUGCACAUAAUUUUUAAAACAGCAGUAUGACAGAGUUCAUGUAGACUGUAUAACAUAAAGCGCUGAGUACAUUACCGAGAGUAAUGUGAUGCAAUAAGAGAUCGUAUAAAUCAUUGAUCAUAGAUUGCAAUCUCAUCAGGAAAUCAUGAGAAAAUGUUAUUCUGCAAAUAAUUGCGGGGCGUUGAAAAUACAUUUGGGCACAGGUAAUUUCUAGGAGUGUCACGAUUUUUAUUUUUAUCGAAAUCAAUCAAAAUUACUUCAUGAUCUCGAUAAUCAAAAUCAAAGAGAGGAUCGACGAUCCCUUCCCUCCACAUCCAGGAGGUUUUCAGAGCAGAAGCAAAUGCCUCUGUGAGUUCUCAUUAUGUUGUUUUUUUUUUUUUUUUACUUCACUGAAAACAAGAUUGUUAAAAAAAUAUGUAUUUAAAUUUGACCAUUAGUGCCUAAUGUGAUACAUUACACAAGAAUAAUGGAAAUUGUAUCACUUGUAUGUAGCCCAUCUUUUGAAAUAAGAUUUACUAUACAAAAUGUAAUGAAUAAAACCAAUGAUCGUAGACUAGACUGGUCUAAAAAUUGCAAAGGCCUCUGUGCUGUAAGAAAAAGAAUCGAGAAUCAAAUCGAAUCGAGGAUUUGUGGAAUCGUGACACCCCUGGUAUUUUCUAUGUGUGGCUUUAUCAGUUUCUAUCUUUAUGUCGCUACUUUGUAGUAAACAUGAUCAAAAUUUCAAUUAAAGCAAACAAAGUGCUGUUCAUGUCAUACAACCUGCAGAUGCUUCUUUGUAGUUUUUCUUUUUCAGUCGACUCUCAUUCACAGCUCAUUUUCAUUCAGCUGAAAAAGUUUCCAGACUUAAUUCCCACAGCAGUCACAAGUAACUCUAAUCAGAGGUUUGGUACACAAAGCUCGCCGUUGUAAUCAGGCUUUGAUUGGCCGACAGCAGCGGCGGCAGCAGCAGUCUGGCAUGGAUAAAAAUAUUUGUCAUUUUUCGGUCGCUUCUCUUUGCUGCUGGAAUCUUUAGGAUGUGUUUUGUGUUGGUUUCAGUUUUCAGCCGUCCAGUCUCAUCUCUCGCUCUGGUAUUUCUAGUAGCUCAACUGUUUGUUAUUGUAAGGCUGCUGUGGCACCAUCAGCUGUCCGCGUGUGUGCGCAAGUGUGUGUCUGUGUUAGUGUUACAGCAUCCCUCCUGGUUGCGCUGCGUGCAUUUUUGUGUGUGUCGGCGCAUAUCUGUCUCUGUGGGAUGGUGUCAGUUUGUGUUUGUGGAGCGUAUGUUUGCGCGUUUCUGCUUAGAGUGUGUUUACAUAAGUACGUCUGCAAAUGCGAGCGUGUGUUUGUGUGUUUAUUUAACUUAAUGGGGUCCUUUUCUGCCUCAGCUGCUGUAUCUCCUCAGCUUUGAGGGGUAACAGGCUGUGAGUGUGUAAAGGGGGGUACUCAGAGACACGCGCCAUCAGGGUCACAGUCCACAACAGACUGAUGGCAGGAUUAGAGCCCGGCCCCAGGAUUAGGGGCCCCUGUUAACAACCGCAGUAACCCACCCAUCACACAGACACUCGUCACCCCUGCAGGGGCUCCGGGGAGUCGUUGUCCCUCUUUUGGGUGGGUGUCUGUCAGUCUCCUAUUAACUGGCUCCAGCCCUCUGUACUGACCAGCGUUAUUGUCUAACAAGAGACUGACGUCUGUUCGGCUGCAAGGAGGAGGAUUUAUGCGUGAUAUCAAUUCUACUUGUCACUUUUUAUAUUCCUGGUCAAGGAUAAUAAGUUUUAGGACAGUGGGAUUUUCUUCUCAUAGAUUUUCCCAUCAUAACUUGCAACUCUGAGGUCAGGAGGAGACACCGAAAAAUCACAGCUAUUAAAGGCAAGGCGAAAAGUUACGAUUUCAGGAUUUGUUUGUAGAAGUUUAGCAAAGACGCCCUGCUCUUCUGGCUGAAUAAAAAAUCCAGUGUCUUUAUUCACUGAUCAUAUACUCGACUUAACGGGCAGAGUGCCAGGCGAAAUUGGAUCUGUAAUACUCGCCAUAGUUGAGCGUGCACACGGUGUUGACCUUCAGCUGAUGACAUUCGGAUUAUCUGAUGAAACUGUUAACAGAUAGUAAAAAAAGGAGGUACUUGUCCCCCAUCGUGUGAUUAUUUCUUUUUGUGUCUUUCUCUCUUUAUUUAAUCUUAUAAAUUAUGACGAUCCUCGGGUGUCCCAGUCCUCACGCCAAACAGUGUCACUAAUAAAAGAAUAUGUAUAUUUGGGGGUAAAAUGUUUGGUGAUACAGCAGCCGGUGAUCUAAAUACUUACACAGUGAGCCAAAGAUCAGCUUGACAUUAACUUUAAAUGUUGGUUAUAUACAGUAUGAGUUAAAAUUAGCUUUCAAAUUCACUGUGGGGAGGAGGUUGCAGGUAUCACUGUGGUUGCAGUGUAUUUCACUCGUGGUGCUCCUUUAUACUCGGUGGGUGAUGCUCCUACAGUUGGGAACAUAAGUGCUGCCAAGUAACAUAAGCAGAGAAAUUUUGUUUAUGAAUACAUUUGACAAAAUACAACCAUAUUUUGUGAACUUGAGUGUGUCUAUUAGUAAACACAUUUCAGGAGACAGUAUUUGACUCAGUAAAAUAUUUCCACAAGGGAUUUUUGGGUUUUUGUCGCCAUCUGAAAUUAUUAUCGAAGACAGAAAUACAAGCAUAUUAAUCCAGUACGUGGCUCAUAAAUACUGUGUGUCAGAGACAAUAUGUAACAGCGUUACUUUAAACACCCUAACAGAAUUUAUAUGAAACACUAGCUGGUGACAGUUGAAAAUUUGAUUUGCUGUCAAUAAGGACGGGAUCAUAAGCAGUAUUGGCCUUGUAACACCAAUAAUCAGCCUGAUUAAUCAGCUGACUUAUACGUCAGUAUAUUUCCAAAUGUAAUCAUUAGUUAUGACUAGGGCUGGGCGAUAUGGCCUCAAAUCAAUAUCACGAUAUAUUGAGCAGUUCACCUUGAUAACGAAAAAUGGACGAUAACUACUCCAUAAACUGCUAACCCCCUCCCACAUUAACUUUGACUAAUUCAGCCGCCACUCCAGCCGCUACAACUUAUGAACCGUCCUCCAUCUCCUCACCUGUCUUUUCCUCUUCGUUACGGAUUGGAUGGGGUGGAGUCCCGUCUCCGACAUAGGACAGCGUCUUAAAGGGACAUGAGACCAUAGCCUACCUACACACAUCCAAAACCAACUUUACUUAUUUAUUUAUGUAUUUAUUUGACACCAAAUAUACCGAUAUGGGCAAAAUGACGUCGGUUAUUGUCGUACAUUUCUGUAUCUGUAAAUUUUCGGUUCAUCAUCCAGCCCUAGUUAUGACCUAGAAUGAACAAGGUUUAUCGCCUUUGCUAUUGACAAGCUUUAUUUACCUGCCAAACUUGCCCUCUGAGUCUCUGAAGUAGAUUUACCAUCAUUACUGGAGUAUUUAUUGUUCAGUUAUUGAUUUAUCUUACCUUAUUUUCACUAUGUAUUUAUAAUUCUGAUGUUGGCUUCAUUUAUUUUUCAUGUAUUUCUGCUGCAAAUCUAAUUUCCUAAGGGAUGAUGAUAAAGUUGAAGCUUGGUUGGUUAUUGGUCUGAAGUGGAUCUCCCUUUUGACUGUCAGGAAAAGAGUGUAUUUUGACAAUCAGCUGGAUGGAUGUGGGGUGAUCGAGGAGAUGCUUAAUCAGCCUUAGUGUCAUUCUUUCCCUCGGGUAUUUGGGGAGUCUCUUGUUACUUAAGCUCGUGGCAGUCAUGGUUUGAAGAGGUGGAAGACAGAUGGACAAAUAGAUGAAGUGGAAGGAAAAAAAGUCAAAGAGCAAUAGAGGGAGGAGAGGGUAAUAGUGUGAGGAAGCAGAGAGGGAAGGAAGCAAGGUGUAGGGUAAAGGGGGGCGGAGGUAUAAGAUUUUUACAGGAAGACAAAGAAAAACAGAUGGAAUGGAGGAAUACAAUUUAGAGAGUGGAUGCAAUUUGCAGGAGAGUGAGAGAGGUCUUGGGAUAAAUGGCCCAUGCCAGAUUGAAAAGGGAAGAAGACUUUUGUGAUUGUUGACCUCCCUCAGAAAGUACCCCCUCUACUUUUGUAGCUGUAACACCUCCUGACCGUGGUGCACGUCUCCUCUCCGAAAGAAAAAGAAGAAAAAGCAUGAAAGCACGCAAACUGGAGUGACUGCAAUUUUGACCUCAGCUGUGUUUUGGUGUGUUUGUGUUUCUCAGGGUUUUCAGUUUCUGUUUGGCUCGGAGUGAUUAGAGAGCGGCAGCAAAUUAUGAUUGAGUGCGUACCCACAUGCAAACACAAACACACACUCAGCCAAGAUUUGUGGAUGCAUCUGGUUUAUUUCAUCUCAUCAAAUGGACAUCAACAAAGACACACUACAGUAACACACUCAUACACAUAAACCUACCAAUUCGUUCCCUUCAAUACACAUCUUCAGACCAGCAAAGAGACACUGCAACUCAUAAACACAGGUAUGCAUAUACUGAGGCAUUUGUGAGAUUUGAACUUGUUGUGGAGGGGAUACACCGAAGCUACAGUGCAGAUGUUGUGAAAAAACUGGCCCUAAGAUUUUUGGAAACUGUCGUCAGUGUUUCCAAAGCCCCAAUUUGAAGUCUUGUUUCUUCCAGAACAACAAUCUGAAACCAAAGACCCCUUAUUUAAAAUCAGAACUGACAAACUAAUGUCCCACAGGUGUACAGGGUAUCAAAAUAGACAGCAGAAGAAAUCUGUCAUAAAUUUUAUCAUUUAAACAUUGUAGCUUUAACAUCUUGAUAAAAUUCUUCUUCUUCUCUUUGUGUCAUUUCUUAGACUAGCCAAUAUCACACAGUUUAGGGUGUGGUAAAAAUGAUCACUGUUCCAAAAUCAGAUUUUCACCUCAUCCUUAAAAAAAUAAUUCACAAUAGGAAUAUAAUCCUGAUAUUUCUGAAAACUCAGAAAAGAAAAUGUGCAGUCAGUCAAAUGAAGGAAAGGCAAGGCAAAGGUGGAGCAGCACUUGACUUCCUAACACUAUAUUGACUUACUUACGUGUCCUAAUUUAAUUUUAAGGAUAUUUAAAGUCAUGUUUUAUGUAACCAGCCUUAUAACAGAAACUCACAUUUAAAAAAAAAAAACUGAUCAUCUUUGUCACUCUGAGUAUAAAGCUGAAUCCUUAAAACUUCUGAACCAGUAAGAAAACUUCUUUUGUUUGGUGUUUAAGUCGCUCACUUUAAUCCGUCAUCUCCUCUGACUGACUGCACUUCAGCACUCGUCACAUAUUACAGUAAGGGGUAACUCGCUUCUCCUUCUGCUGCCUCUUCUCCAUCUUCCCUCUGUUUUAUUGCAGGUGGUAACCAUCUUAAAGAACCACCUCUGCCCACCACUACAAUGAUAAUUAUAAUCAUUAAAAUAUAUUAUAUUUAUAAAGCAUGUAAACGAAUUAAGUAUUGUAUCCUUAUCGUUAGUGUUUCAUUUCUUUAGAGGCUGUUAUUGUCAGGACAGCAUUCCCUGGGAGAAACCAAUAAAAGGCUAUUAUGGGAGCCAUGAGCCAUAAAUAUUCACACAUGAAAAAGCCAAAAUGUAGAGAAAUAAGAGAAAAGAAAACAAUUAUAGAACAAACUUCAUUAAAUCAGAGAAUUAUUGAGAAUUGACCCGUGAAUAUUUAGACGAACAUUUUCGCCUGUCUGGUUAAAUUAUUCUUUCUCUACAUUUCUGCCUAAGUCUUUUUAGAAGUGCACACAUUGUCCUCACAUAGAUUGAGGAGCGAGAGCACACGCACCAAAGCAUUUCAUGUUUACUCAGUAAACACAAUCAGUGUGUGGAGUGCAGCGACUGAUGAGGCUGCAGCAGAGUCUGAUUCUGCUCUUCCUCGGCCUGCAGGCUGACAGUAACCCAAUCUGAGCGGGAGAGAGAGAGAGAGAGAGGGCUGGUGGAAAAGAAAGAGCGAAAGACAAUAAGUUGGAAGGCAAGUGUUGAUAUGAAAAAAACAGAGAGAUGAGCCUCUGAGCCCCCCGAGGAAACGGACACCAGGCUUUGUCUCCUUCUAUAAAUAUCACUCCUCCCUCUCUCUUUCUUUCUCUCUCUCUGAUUGUCCACUUCUUCUCAAACAUUGUUCUUCAUCCUCUUCUCUUUACGCUCCUUUCUGCCUUCUACUUCACUCGGUGAAGCAAUCUAGUGUUGAGAUUAGAAAACCAAACUGCACUGCACUGAAGCACUGUUGAAAUGAGGUCCAAUGUUACCUCUACUUAAUUCACUGUCUGUUGAGGGGACAAAAAUCUAAAUGUACAAUAUUCCUCUGCAGGAACAUGACAUGCAUCCUCAGUAACAACAUCACAACACAAGGGGAUCUGAGGUCAUCAAUUAAUUGGAAGACAAUUAUCAAAAAGUUUUCAUUAAACAAAGACUAACCUAAUCUGCCCUUAAGGUUGAUUUCUCUAAUAUGAAUUAAUCGAAACGUUGUUAGUUUAUAAGUUAAAUUUACAAAACUGUUUUAAAAACUUUACCAAUUUCUUCGCAAAGUAGCACAUUUUAAAAAAUUAAUCAAGCACAGCCAACCUUUGAUAUAAACUUGAUAAUGUGAAUCUUUAUUUCGUUAAACUCUGUAUUUCUCUGUAGCGACUGACUGUGCAGUCGCAUUUCUCACUCAAAAAGUGAAAUAGUCGUGUUGGAGUAUGUGACAUGCAAGUCCAUGCAUCCUAUGUGAGUGCAGCACUUUCUGCACAACAGAGUGCAUCCUACAUCUUAUUUUUUUUUUUUUGCAUCAUCCUGCUGUCUUCUUCUGUGAAAUCAUUGCAACCUCUGCAAGAAGAGGUGGAGAGCCAGGUUUUUAAUUAAAGUGUGUGUUUGGAGGAGUUUAUCCCGACCUUUAAAACAUCUGUGUUGUCACUGAAGUUUGAUCUUACGUUAUUUAUUGCUGCAUUUUACUCAGACUCAUGCUGCAAAACUUUUAAUUCAGACGAAACCUGUUUAUAAAAUAAAGAUUGUGCCACUUUACAGUAAGUUGAAUAUUUCCUAUGACAGCUGUUUGAUACCAGGAUGUUGCAAAUAUCAUGUCUUUAAAACCAAAAAAGCAUCGUCUUCUUUUUCUCGGCUCUGAUAUCGCGGUCAAAACUAGCAGCUGAACUUUAAACAUCAACUUUGAUGAUCGUCACUGAACUCUUACAAGUUGUCAAAGCUAAUCAAACACACACCACAUUAUCAGCCAUGACGUUGUCAGAACUGAUGCUUCUCUGAUCCUGAAUCUAUUGUUUAAUCAGUGUGCAAAAUCUGCUGUCAUCUGAUCUGCAGCCACAAAAAUGUUUCCAUAUUGUUGCUUCUUGUUCUCUUUUCUUCCAUCCAUCCCACUCGGGGCAAACUCACACACUCCCUCGUGCACACGCUCUCACACACUCAUUUAUGCACACACACUCACACACACACACACACACACACGCUGUGUAUCUCUAACUAUAGUCAGACUCAAGGCGACUGACAUUACUGGCAUCGCACGGAUCAUUCGCUGGUGCAGCUGCUUUUUCAGAGCUCGCGCUGCUCAAUCCUCUGGCCUUGCACUACCUCUCCCACCCCUCUCCCUCUCUCUCUCUCUCUCUCUCUCUUUUGCUCACCCACCCGGCACCCCUCCUCCCCCUUUCUCCUCCUCCUCCUCCUAUCACCCAGCUUUUCCAGAGGAUGACUUCACGCUCUGGAAGAGGGAAGCAGCGGCAGCAGCAGCAGUGCCCAAGACUACAGUGGCUACGCUACGUUAGCAUCUGAGAUCUCUUCCCAGCAAGCGUGUCUUACAACCAGCCGGGAGUCCCAGCUGUAGAGCAGAGAAGGAGAGAGAGGGGAGAGGCAGCGAGAAGGAAUUUUGGGGUUGGGGAACUGAAAGAGGGAAAGGACUCUGAGAGAGGAGGAAGAAGCAACAAGGAGAAGGAGGUUGAAAGUUUGAUUGCUGCGAUGGAGUCAUGCGCUGGCUCAGUGUGUGGAGCCGGUGAAGACACUCUGGAUUUAGAAGGAUGACAGUUGAAGAGACAGGAGAAGAAGAAGAAGUAGACAGAGGAAAAGUGCUCAGACUCACAGAGAGGGGAGAGCUCACUGGAGGAAAACAGCUGAGCUCCAGACGUCCGCAUUUUACUGUUAUUGGAAACAUGUUGCUGAGAGGCUGUGAUGACUCGCGGCGCUGUUACUGCUGCUACCUUGCUGCGUGUGCGAUUGUGUGCAGAGUUGAAACAAACAACACCUCUUCUUCUGCCGGAGUGUGACACCUCGAAUCGGACGAACCUCAAAGCCCACAACAGACAAGACUGAGAUGUGAUUGAUUGGAGCCGCUCUGGGUUUGAUUGAGGCUGUCUGUGGGCUCAGACGGGCUCAGUGAUUGUUUGCUUGAGACCGGGGUCACAGUGUCUGAAGACAGACUGUGCUGAAAAUCAAUUCGUCCUUUUGCUUCGUCUCUGCUUGCUGGGUUACACCAGUGAGUACUAAUUCUGCCUCCUAUCAGCCGGCAUGUUUUUGAAAGUGUUGACAGGAGGACGAGACAGGUUCACCUUUUCGCUCUGUUAUUGGGAUUUUGAUUUCUCGUCGUCUCUUGCAGUCCCUCUCUUACUUAGUCUUUAUUUGAAAAAGAAGGCAUGGCGUCAGAGCACAGUCAAAACCCUGAAAAGCAUCAAACUAGUUUCCCGUAAAAUAACAACGAUAGAAAUAAAAGCAUCAGGAGGUACUCGGUUUUGACUUUAAUUCGUAACGAUCAUGAAUCUGAUUUUUGUCUUUUAUAGAAACCCACAUUGGUAAGAACUUUUUCAUGUCCUUACAGAAACAAUAAUUUAGCCGUAUUCAAACUAUGAAGCCUGGUGAAGCAGCGGUGUUGCAUCCAGGAGGCCGUUUUCCACUGAACUUGCAGCGAACACUGGAACUAUAGCUCCCUAAAAAAGGCUGACAAGGUAGUUCAGCAAUUGUUAACGGUUUGAGGGACAAUUUUAACAGUAAUUUACUGUAAUUCAUGAUUACUCUAAAUAACUCAUAUAAAGUGGAAAACUACAACAACAUGUCACUGGUGUUCUCUAAGAAGUAUAACUUUUUCAAAAGAUUUGCUUUAAAUUAAUUUGCAUUUACUAGUAUAUGAUAUUCUGUAUAUCUAUAGAAAAGGAAAGUGUUUAAAGUGAGAGGAGAAUUCCUGUAAUGCUUUCAUCUCUGAAGCCGUUUGAUAGAAUUAAAGCAGACUUUAGACAUUGACCUGUGGGAAUUUACGAACAAACAGAAAUGCUUCACACUUUAGACUGAGAACAUACUUUUUACAUAAAUCUAAAACCGAAAACUGUUUUUUUUUUUCCAGUGCUAAAAACACAAGCUUGGGCCUUGGAUGACAUAAAUAUAUAUAAACAUUUAUUUGGUUGUUUAAUAGGUUUGUAAAGUUGAAGCUGCAAACGUCGGUGCUCUGUAGAUGAUCUUGACCCCUUCUUGUGCGGAAAGGCAUGUUUUCACCCCCUCUGAGCUCAACUUUUAAUUCAUUUUUUUGUUCUUUUAUCUCGUUUUUUCCUUUUUUGUGAAAAGUAAUAAACCUUUAAUUUCUGGUAUGUUGUAUGUUGAUCCAAAAUACUUCACAUCAUUUACUCAGAGGGAAACGAAAGUAAAAGAAACAAACAAAAAUAGUGGAAGAAAAUCAAAAACGAAUUGUUUGCUGUAUGGUGCAAAUUUCCCUGUAAAUGUAUUGUGUAGUUUUUGUUGUUGUUGUCGGGAACAGAGAGACUCUAAGACACUAACUCCAAAAAUCCUACUCGCUUGAUGUGGCCUUGCCUCUCUUUAUUAAAAAAAGGGAUUAUCAAAAAGGAGAGCAUGAGGGCUUUGCUUGUUUUCUCUUCUCUCUCUUCAAAUCAACAGGCAGAAAACACUGAAAUGAUAUUUGCGUUUUUAGUAAAACAUUAAAUCCCCAUUUAUCCUCUUAAUAUUUAUUCUCUCUGUGCUUGUCUGGCAUACUUAAAGUUCCCCUCUGGUUCACUGAGGACUGAGCAAUACAGAGGUUUUUCUCUUUUAGUCAACAACACUCCUCUUCGGUACGUCAAAAAAAAAAAAAAAACAGAGACAAGCAUUUCCUCUUUCGUCUUGCAGGUGCACAGGAAGAUUCGGGAGGACUCUGACAUGGCCCAGGACUCCCUGCAGUGCCUGGCCCAGCUGGCCUCCAUGCACGGGCCCAUCUUCCCGGACGAGAGCGCCCAGGUGUCGUACCUAGCCCACCUGGUGGAGGGCCUCCUCAGCAUGAUCAACGGGUGAGUGUGUCUCUGCCUGCUAGAGACAGCUGAACAUACAGUUUGUCCUCGGCUCGGACGUAAUCUUACUGCUGUGUUUAUUGCUUUGUUAUGGCUUUUCAUAAUGCAGGUAUUAGUUCAUGUGUUUGUUGAAGGGUUAUUAGCUGUGGUGGAGCCUCAGCUGUAUGUACGGUGAUGAUCGGCUGUCAGCGGCUCUGGUCUGCUCUAAAAAUGUCUUGACAACUGUUGGAUUGAGUGUCGUGGAGUUUGGUUCAGAUGUUGAUAGCUCCCAGAGAAUGAUAGAUGACUUAAACAUUUAUCUUAUUUUUACUGAAGCCCGCCAUCGGUGAGGCUGGUACGUGUGGCAUUGAGUGAAAUUAUUGUCAUUUGUAAAAUGGAAUUCCCCAUUAAUUGUAUAAAUUAUCGUAAAUCCAAGCACCAUUAUGAGUUCCGAGCUGCCUUCAAUCAAGGACGGUCAGCACAGAAAUAUGAACAGAAGUGUUUUUUUCUUUUGAGCAGUGGAGUUAUUUUUGGGCUUUAAUGGAUUUAUUUGUUUGAUUGGACUGUGGAUAGAGUAGGAAACUGGUGAGAGAAAGAGAGAGAGAGGGCCCCAGGUUGGGUCAGGCAAUCCCUACUUCAAGGACUACUGCGUCUGUGCUUAGGGCCCAAACUGGCGCUAAGAAACCAGUUUGUAUUCAAGCAAAUGUGUGUUGGUCAGCCUCCUGCUUAUUCUUUUUGACAACUCUGGGACAUUAUAAACCAGAAUCUCCAAUUGCAUUUUCGUGCCUUUAGGCAGAUUAGCAGCAUGAUUUAAUAUUCAGUUAUUGGUUGAUUAUCCAGGAGCAAGUUAAUGACAUAUAACAGCGAUGGUAGGUCAGCUGUUGGUUAUUUUAUUGUCAAAGAGAAACACGGAUGAUCCAGCGCUCAACAACUCAGUGUGGUUUUACCGUCUCCUUAUUAGAUUGAGGCUACGUUGUUAUUAUUAAUUUCAAGUGACAAAGUAGUGAUAUUAAAAGUGUGUUUCGGAUUUAUACUGAUGAAGUGCGCUCUUGCAAGUCAAGUCUUAAAAGGAAUUUUAAUUGAAAGCGUUUGGUGAUUUUAUGUAGCCUAAAAUUUCUUUCGUCAUGAUUUUAUGUUUCCUCUAAAUGUGAUAUUGGUUUUAUGAUCCAAGCUGGUUUAAAGGUUGUUGAUUUCUUUCCACUGCCUUGUAAAGUAAUCUUUUGUCGUGGAGAUUUUGAGAAGUUCUCCAAAAAUAAAGACGCACGGUAUCUAAUUUAAAACAUGUGUUAACUCGGCAGGAUUUCAGCAUGUUUUUGACCUGUACGCAAAUAACACUCAUGUUGUUUGCUGACAGAGUUAUUGAUCCUCGAUAAGCACUGACGGUAGAAACCCUUGUCAAUUUCAAAUAAAUGUAGAGUGAAUACUUUAUUAUUGCCAAAGGAGCAUUUUUUCCACAAUUGAUGUUAAGAAUCUGUGGGAGUUGACUCAAUCUGUCUCUUCUUCAUUUGGUUAUUACUUUAUUUAUAGUUAUAUUCGCUAACCAGUGAACUACUUACCUUAGCUUACAUGAACGGGACAAUCAUCGUAUUAUUGACAGGAGCAUGUCUACACUAAGUGGCGAGUCCCCCUUUCGACUUCUUACUAUCAGGUUGUCUCUCUGUUGACAUGUUGCGUCUCACUAUCAAAACAUCAACAGCAAGAGGCCAACAGGACGUCACUUUUAAAAGUCUGUCCGGUUUGUGAGGACAAUUUCACCGCUUCUACAACUUUCCUUCAUCUGCCGAGGUCAUUGUUGUCAUUGCUUUUCUAAGACAAGCUAGAGUGUAAACAGGAUCAAUAAGCACAGUUAUAUAUCGACACUUAAGCUCAGAUGCUGUUCCUUACCUCUGCUGUUUCCAGGCAGAUGCCAUGUUUCUCAAACCCAGAGACUCAACAAGUGACAGUCUGAUGUCAGCAGGAGUGUGGGACUCAUGCUGUGCCAUCUCUUUAUUUACAGGAAGUAAUUACUUGUUGAGUCUGUUUUAAUAGCCUCUGAAUCCAGCAUCUGCUCGCUCUACAGGAAGCUGGCAGAAGAAGGAAGUGCUCUUUUUCCAUCUUAGUUACAAAUAGAGUUAACCAGUUACUUAUCCUUUUGAGUUUCCUCUAUAACCACAUCUAUGGAUGAAAUAAAUCAAAUUACGCCCGCUCAGAUAGAUAUUUGAUGUUUCUUUAUUUCCAAACAGAGGGAAGGACCUCUCAGAGAUCAGUGAAUCUUGUGCGCGGUUGUGUUCAAGUAAAUAAGAGUCUACAAUUAUUCAUCCUUUAUCUGAUAUAGACCUUGUCAAACUAUUAAAAUGAAACUCAUGUGGACUGACUGAAAAAUUAAAUGCUAUGUGGAAAAACCUUGUUACAUGACUCUCACUAUAAUUUUAUAACCAGAUUCUCUCUUCUAAUAACCUGGCCUUACUUGCAAAGUAAAAAAAUGAAAAGAUUUUAAAGCAGAAGCGAGAUUUUAAGGCAAGAAAUACAGAAUGAAGUUUGAAAAUAUAGUAGUGUUUAAAAGAUACAGCUACAUAGAUUCUGUAGUUUUAAGGUAGUGUGCUCUAGAAUUGAAAGAAGUGAUCUGCAAAUUGUUACGUUUGAAAUGCAGGAAUAAAUUAAACCCGCUAGUGCACUUGUUAAGAUUUCUAUUGGACUAGUAUACUGUAAAACAAUUUAUCUGCAAGUUUGAAAUUUAAAAUAAGAAUAAUGCACAUGACUGAGAGCAAAUGUAGAAAAGAGAAGUUGAAAUGAAUAACAAAUAUGCAGGAAAAAAAUAGAUUAAUCCCAAGUUCUUUACUAUUUCUUUACCGAAGUUUUAAUGUAUUUUAGGUAAAAAUAAAAAAAAUUCUAACUUUCGACUGCAGAGGGUUUUUUGUUCCAAACUCUAUCAAAUCAUCUAAAGCCAAUCAGAUGUAAUUCUGCAAUGUCUUUAGCCUCUUAUCCAUCACAAAAUCAACGAAUUAUUACCAACAUACAUGCAAAAAAUAAGCGAUCUAACUAAGCAAACUACACGAUCGAGUAACACCACACGUAAAAAGGUAGCCAAGUGACUUAAAUGCUGCACCUCUCGAUAGUUAACCAGUCCCUAAACUGAGUGAUUGAUGACUGACGCGGUUUAACAUGCAUCAGGCUUGAACUGGUGUGGGCAGGUGUGCGGCGUCAAAGAACCUGAGCCACAGGGCCUCCUCAGUCCAGCAGUGGCUCUGCUCUGGUAUUAGCGGCCUGUUAGCAGGGGUCAUGUGAAGAAAUAGAUUUUGUGCUGAGUAACAUUACGAGUUUUGUAAGCCUGUGGUCUGCUGCACAGUCGGGCUUUUUGUGGAGUCUAUUGAUUGUCCCCGUGUGCGGUGCAGGGUUUCAGCGUGUGUGUUUCAGGCCUCAGGAAGACGCAUUAGAAGAGAUUCGGGCUCUGUUUUUAGAGGCUGGGUGAUGGGGACAGCUACCUAAAGGGGCUGUGUUUUCGACAUUACUGGUUUGACACCGGCUUCAAACUGAAACUCAGAGGACGUUAAAAAGCUCGGCCAUGUUUGACGUUGGUGAUCAAUAAAGAAGAACAUUAAACAUUUCAUAAUUAUAGACAAACAGUAACUUUCAGGUGCUCAUCCAUUUACUGAACUGGUCUAAGAUGUACAUCAUUUUGCUGUACGCGUCACUGAUCUUGUCUCCUAAAUAUCUCAUCCUGUUUCUUUCCUUAAACAGUCAAAUGAGUCGUUUAUUGUUCAUAUUUUCUGUAAAGAAGUUGAAAAACAGUGUUUCCUCAGCCUGCUGUCAAUCCUCUCAUCUGUCACUUACCCCCUUGUAAUGGUUUCAGGCAUUAAAGGGAAUAAAAUGGAAAUUGCAGAUCUCAUUGCCGAUAGUCAUGUUUGCUUUUGUAAAGCCCCAAAGAGGCAUUAGUAUCAAAUUCAGUCUGUUUUACAAACUUAAAACUUGUGGAGUGCUGCUGGCGAAGCGCCCCCUCAUAAACAGAGCUCAUGCCUCAGAGGGACAGCCCAGGUUUGCUUCUAGCCUGCAGCUUCCUCUCCGCGUGUCACAUCCAGCUCUCUUUUUUUUCUCCUUCUUUAUCCAUUAUCCUGUACUCAAAAUAAAGACAUUAAAAAACCUUUUUUUUAAAAAGCCAAAGAGUUAAAAGGAGGUCUUCACUGUGGCUUUAAAUAUGACAAUUUAAUUAUUAAAGGUAUGAAAUUAAGUUUAGUCAUCAAAAGGGUUGUCUUUUGAUUGGACCAAAUUUAUGUUCAUUACUUUUGAUUAAAUGAAUUAAAGUUGGAGACAUUUACUAGACUUGAAGAAAUAGUUGUAUAACUUUCAACAGUCAACUUUAAUUCAACCCCCAAAGGAAUUUACUGAUGAUUGAAAUAAUUGUUGCGACUAAAAAAAACCUAGUACUGAGCAAAAAACACAAGAUAAUCUCUCAAUAAUCAUGAGGUUUAUACACAACACAGAGAAGAUGCUGAAUGUCUUCGCAACUUUACAAGAUUUUGCUUCAGUUAAAAAGUAAUAAUUGGGAUUAUUUGUAAUUUAACUCCUCUGAAGAAUAAAUAAAAUAUACAGGGAGAAAUCUGAUAUCUGGUGUUACUUGAUUGUUCUCGGUAUAGGGUGCCAUACCUUAUUUUUCCCAAAAGUGAGGUACAGUAAUCCAAAAGUUUUUCCCUUCUAUCAGAGCUGUGUGUGUGUGUGUGUGUGUGUGUGUGUGUGUGUGUGUGUGUGUGUGUGUGUGUGUGUGUGUGUGUGUGUGUGUGUGUGUGACCGGCUAAAACCAAUAAGUACUGCAGACAUAUUUUGUGCUCAUUUGUGGGUGUGUCUGUCAGCGCAGUGGUUCUGAUCUGAAUUAAGGGUCAGCGCUCACAUGUAUAAAUAACUGACACACUCCAUGUGCACAUGAGCUUGUUGUCGAAGCACAUGAUCCAGUGAGUAAGGGUCUCUCUCUCUCUCUCUCGCUUCCCCUCCUUUCUCUCUCUCUCCCUCCCUCUCUCUCUCUUCCCGCCUCUCCCGCUCCGUCUGUAAUCACCUAUUCUUGGAGCUUUUUUCCAAUUGCCUCAUCGGAAAACCAUGUGAAGAGGGAUGGCAGAUCUGCAGUGAUUGAACAGUUCUGUUCGCAAUUUAACUCCAUCUGAUAGGGGUUAGCUCGGCUGCUCACACAACUGUGUUUCUUUCUCGCUGCGGCGAAGUGAGUCGCUUCAAACAAAAAUUCAGGAAUGAGAUUUUUCCUAUUUUUGUGCAGCACAGGCGACACAAAAGAAUGAAUUUAAACUCAAAACUUCAAGAGGUUGGCGCUGGUUUUUAUAGAGGGGUUAAAAGAGGAUUUCCCCCAGAGCCCCUUUGAAUGUUUUCAAGUGAGGGCACAGAUGUGGAAAACUCAAACAAGUUCUCGAAGCAGAUGCUCUGCAUGUUUGGACUGUUUACUAUAUGAUACUGCGUACUUUAGCUUCUAGCUUAUCAGAGGGACAUGGUAUUAUCUAGCUUAUUUUAAAUAUGUGUUUUAAAUCGUAUAUUCUGCUGAGCUGUACUGUUUGUAGUGUGACAGGGGUGAUGUUUGACUGAGGCCCUGAACAAUGGAAUUGGCCCCAAGUUACUUUUUUAAAGAAAUAAUAGUGUCAAACUCAUGUUUGAUGAUUGUAUAAUAAUCAGUGCUUGACCGAUAUUGGUUUUUUUAACAGCUGAUGCUGGUUAUAAGAAAGUGGGCUGGCCGAUUUUAUCAUUACUGGGCUCCUUAUGAUGUAUAAAAAUGGCCUUCAAUUCUGUUUUAACUGAGAAUUUUGUUUUUAUUUGUCUUUUUUUAUGUGCUUUAUGACUAUUUGUCAAAGCACUUUGUGAACUUCUGUUUUUAAAAGUGCUAUAAAAAUUAAGUUAUUAUUUUUAUUAUUAUUGUUAAAAUCAAAUUAUUAUUAAAAUUAUUAUUUAAAUCUAAUACACAUUUUCCCCUGUUAUGCUUUUGAUGGGUUUCUAAUGAAUUAAUGAAACAGAAAAAUACAUGGGUUCAUGUUAAACAGUUAAACAUGACUGAUGUUAAACUGCAUCUUUCUGGUAUUAUUAACAUAGUCAUCAGUAGUUAGAGUGGUAUUAGGAUUUAUAUUUGAUAUAAUGAUACCAGAUACAUGGGUUAGCCCCUCAUGCAGACUCAGCAGACUGCUCUUGAAGUACGCUUUAUGACGGGGCCGUCAACUCAUGCCCUCCUACAAAUAUCAACAUUUUACAACCUGCUCUCUGAGAUUCGAUCUUGUUUUGUUCUUGAUUUUAUCUGUCACGCUGAGCAUGAGUCUACUCACAUCUUAAAGUUUAAUCGUUUUGUUUUUGCUUGGCUCUCCCACUGUUUGUUAAUGAGGUGUAACAUUUGAAUCAAUCAGUGACACUUAUUUUCUCUGAAUUUUAGGGCACCAAGUUUGUUUCCUCUUUUUUUUUUCAGAAUGUGAUUUCAAAGAAAAGUGAUUGGGGGUUUUGAGAUAAUUUUGCUGUUGAAAGUGUUGAUUGUUUUAAAGUUUCAGAUAGUGUGUAGGGGAUGCUGGAUGCUGACUUUUGACCCACUGAGACUUUAUAAACACUAAAAACUUAUUUGUGGAUUUCCAUGAAGUUUUAUUCAUAAAAUCAUGGACUUUUUAAAACUGUGUCAGACUUUUAUUUUUCUGUAGCUUCACCAGCUGGUCAAAACAUUGAUUUUUGCACAAGUCGGUUCAUCUGUCAAACGAAUAGCACAGCUUUAGUAGAUACUCGUGUUUAUUCAUUCAGUUUUGGAAAGUUGUAGAGAAGAUCAUGUUGGAUUCAGGACUGUUCCUCAAACUCAUGUUCUCUUUGGAUAAUAAUAAUAAUAAUAAGAUGGAUCUUGUUUGACACUGUUUGUUGUGGAUAUGGUAAACAAAGCUCAGAGACUCUGAUCUGGUUUUAACUCCUGUCAGCGCUCAGUACAGGCUCACACAGUUGCUUUCAUGGCUGCAGAACGAUUCUCCGUCUUAUCUUGUCGCCCAGUUUUAAGAUCAUUGCUGUUGUAAAUUCUAGACAUAUUUAAAUUUAUAUUAGUUGCACUGAUACUGUUUUUACAUUUGACCAUAUUAUGCUAAAAAAAAGAUUACAACUCACCUUUUAAUAUACUUACAUGUGAGCAUCAUGUUUGGUUUGUCCUAUGACCUGAUUAUGUAAUUUUUUCUCCAAGUGUAAUCAGUCUGUUUUUACUUUUAUUGAAAAAGGAGCAGAUAUACCAUCAAAAAAAAAACUAUGAUGCAGCAGUGGAAAACUGCUCAGGGGUCAAGUUGCCCACGAGUUUUGGUUCAGGAUCAGUUUUCAUGCCUUUUUCCAAACCUCGGUCACCAGUUGGUUAAAUAGGAAUCAACCCCAGUCGAGCCUCGGCCUCAAUUUACAGAGUGGAAACCAUCCCUCCUCAGGCCAAAGCACGGGUUUAACUCCCAAGAUGUAAAAGAAGACGAUUGGGCUGUCACAACUUUGAUUAAAUUGAUUCUCCUCACUUGAUGUAAUGCAAAGAGCAGAUGAUCCGUUUAAGAUCUUUUCCACUAUGCGGGCUCGCCCCCUUUUCUUUUUUUUCUCACCUCUGACUCUUCCAAUAAAAUUCAUUUCUGUCCUUUAUUUUCUGUUUCCAGGAUCGAGAUCGAGGACUCGGAGGCAGUGGGAAUCUCCAACAUCAUCUCGAACCUGAUAACCAUGUUCCCUCGAAGUAUCUUAACAGCGCUGCCAAGUGAACUCUUCACCUCCUUCAUCAACUGCCUCACGAUACUCACCUGCUCUUUUGGACGCAGCGCCGCCCUAGAGGAAGUGGUGAGUAAUUACACUCUAAACUGUUAACAUCUAUUUGCAUAUUCUGCAUCAAAAUGUAAAACCAUAAUGAGCAGGACCAGACUUUGAUUUCAGGAAGGUUUUGGUUUAGUGAAAGCAGACAAAAUACUGUGCAAAGUUUGUAAAUGUUGGACUUUCUUUGUGCGGCACACAGCUGGAUAAGGACGAUAUGGUUUACAUGGAGGCCUACGACAAACUCCUCGAAUCUUGGCUGACGCUUGUCCAGGACGAUGAGCAUUUCCCUCGCGGCUGCUUCGUCCAGCCGGCGAUUCAGGUCUUCAACUCGUACAUCCAGUGUCACCUGGCCGCUCCAGACGGCACCCGGAAUCUGGUGAGACUCCGCUCCCCCUACAUUUUUCCUUUUUCAGAUAUUGAACUUUUUUAUUUGCAUUUCAUAAAAUCCUGAUCCUUGCUCACUUUACAACCCCUCAGUCAGUGAACGGCAUCUCCACCCACGAUGAGGAGGAGAUAAACGAGCUGCAGGAAGACGACAGAGAGCUCUUCUCUGACCAGCUGUCCAGCAUCGGCAUGCUGGGACGUGUAGCCGCUGACCACUGUAUCCCUCUACUUACAAGGUAAAACAAACGUCUACCUCUAAAACGUAACUGCUUUUUAAAAUUUGUGUAUCUCCUGUUGAAACUGUUCCUAUGUCUUCCUCCUGCAGCCUGUUGGAGGACCGGGUGACGCGACUACACGGUCAACUCCAGAGGACCCAGCAGCACCUCAUGGCGUCGUCUGACCCAGGAUCAAUGGACCGCAAAGUCCUGGACGACCUCUACGAGGACAUCCACUGGCUCAUUUUGGUCUCAGGUUGGCAGCCGAACACGAAACCUUCAUUUUGAGAUUUUUUUUUUCAUCAAAUUCCUCUAAAUCAGACGUUAUUGUUGCUGAUUUUAUUCGUGGCAUCUCUGCAAUUCGGGGCAUCCGCCAAAAUAUCUGCCAUUUUUUGAUGAAGCAUGAACUAUUCUAGAAUAAUUUAUUAUUUUUCUCAGAGAAAGGAUGAAGGGGGAUUUAUUGUUCGAGGUCAAAACAAAGUAAAGCAGUAAGACAACUUUAAGGGAAUGUCGUUGCCUGAGUCUUAACAGAUACUUUAAUAAAUGUAGAAACACAAUCAAAACACUUUAUUGAAUCCUAAUAAACUAGAGAACAGCUGUUUUUUAGUUCUGUUUGUUCCACUUCACUGGUUUUAUUUGCGAAUCAAAACAGAAAAGCAGAACUCCACCCCGUCCUGUGGGUUAGUCUUGAUGAAAUAAUGUCUGAAUCAGCUUUAUUACAGGCUACGGUGGACUACAAUAAAACACUCACAGAGGGACAUUUGUUGGUACCAUAGAGAGUUGUUGUUGAAAGGAGACUGGUCUUUUUAUUGGUGGUUUUAUCAAUUACUUGGUUAAAGUCCGUUGUUGUCUUUUAAUGAGCUCCAAAAACAGAAAAGCCCAUCAGCAACAAGAUUCAUAAUAUCGUUUUGCUCAUUUUUAACACUUGUUGACAUAAACCAGACAAUCUGAGCUACAGCAAGAUGCAGAAACAGCUUUUUUAUUACAAAGAAGUUACAGGUUACAAUUUUUUUCAUCGUUGAAUACUUCUUACACAUGAACAGAAAGAUCAGAGGCACCUCUUGGUCGACAGCGGACACCAAAGCUGAUAUAAAAUCAAAGUUUCUUGCAGGAGCUUUAAUGUUUUGUGUCUUUGAAAAGUCUGAAAUGUCACCAACAGCUUAAAUACGUCUGCAUAGAUUUUUAGUUUUAGAAAGCAACGAUGAACAAAAGAUAGAAGAAAGAUGUUUAUUUUUUUGUGUGAAAUAUUUGAUGAAAAGCGCAGAUCAACAAAACAAGCAGACUAUAACUUCUCCUUACGAAGCUGUCUGUGUGCUCUUCAGGGUAUUUACUAGCAGACGACCCUCAGGGAGAGACUCCGCUGAUCCCGUCGGAGGUGAUGGAGUUUUCCAUCAAACACUCGACGGAGGUGGACAUCAACACGACGCUGCAGAUCCUCGGAUCACCGGGAGAGAAAGCAUCAUCUAUACCAGGCUUCAACCGAACGGACUCAGUCAUCAGGUACUGUUUCUGCUGAGAUUGAAACUUAAGCUGUAACAUUUAUUUAUAUUUAUAGUAGCUCAUUUUCUAUGCAUAACACACAGAUAAAUAGCAAAUCUGUUGUGUCUUAUGUAAGCCAAAGAUUAUUAACUCUCACAUUUCUAGAAAUUUCUCCCUCCACUGUAUAAGAGGGAUUUUUUGUGCUGCAGAGUUUUCGUGCCGCCGAAUAGUUUUAUUUUCUGGUAACUAAGGGUUCUUGCAUGGUAUGAGCAGUUUGUUUACCUUUGCUGUGUUCGGCUUUGGUCUUGAAAGUAUUUAAAAAAAAAAGUUGCCAUGCAAGACAAUUCCCGGCAUCUGGCAUUGAGAACUGGAAGGUCAACGCCUCAAAUACCUGAACCAUCUGAAAAAUACCUGAAAGUCAGAAGAGAGAGAGGAGUCUUAGUCUCACUCUCACUCUGAAGAGAAGUUUAAGGUGAAGUGUGAAGGUCUGUGGUUUAAAUCUGUGCUUUGUUAAUCAAAACCUCUGUGCACAUCACAGGUCGGCCGAGUAUUUUUGGCGCCGCACAUUAGUCUGACUCAAGGACCAGGAUCGCGCUGUCACAUGGGUCGUUGUAUUGUAAGGGAUGGCACUUCAUUGUACCCGGCAGUCCUCAGAUGUUGUGACAGUUCGUCUCACUUUACAUGCCAGAGCCCAUAAAACUCUCCCAGAAUAGACUUUCCUCGCUGUCCAACCCCGAAGCCGCCUAUACCCUUUAGUGUCAGUCAGAGUCAUUGUGCUGUAAAGCUUUAGGUGUCCAGGUUCACACCAAAACACCAUCUGAAUGUACAGUCAGUAAAACGCAUGCUAACAAAGUCUCACACAGGGGGGUUUAGUUUAAUGAGUUCUGCAAGAUCACAAUAAAAAUAACAGAGCUGCGACAUGCGCUCGCUUUUACGUAAUCAGUUUGAGGACGAGAUGCGUUGGAGGGGUGUAACUUUAGAUUCUAACUUCACUAAGACCAAAACCAGAAGUGGAUGAUCAAGAAAGACUGAAACUGAGUGAUCUGUGUCUUUUUGGAUCAGUGUGUUGAUCUUCUGUUUAGAAAAAAUCGGGUAUUUCCAUCGAAUAGGGGGGAAAAGAGCAGGACAGUUUUUCAGAGCUCAAAGUCAAGUCAAGUCAAGUUUAUUUGUAAAGCACAUUUCAGCAGCAGGGCAAUUCAAGGUGCUUUACAUGAAACAAGCAGGCAAAACAUUCAACACAAUUUAAAAAGUAAAAACAGCGUAAAAGACAUUUAACAGAUUAAAAGUUACAUUCAAAGCUAAAAUAAGGGAGAUAAAAGAAGACAAAACUUAGAUUGGAGAGAGAGAAAAAUAAAGAUCAAGACAGGCAAAUGAUGAAGAUGUUGUUUAGAGGCCCCAGCUUUAUUUAUAUGGCACUUUUCGUACAUAAGGAAAUGCAAUUCAAAGUGUCUCACAGAGGCGAAAAGCAACAAUGAAGACUAAAACCCAACCCUUCCAUCCACACAUACACCCAUGGACCCACACGCACACAAAGACACACACCUACCCUCACUCACCCACACAUACACACACACACAACCGCACACAGUGUGAGAAUUUACGAUAUAAGUUAAAGAGACAUGGCCCGACAUCGAGACAUUUACAUGAGGAAAAAAAAGUCCGCCCCAAAGAUCAGAAAAUCACGGUUAAUCGUCAACAGACUGGACUUUUGGAGAAUGUUUCUGGUCUUGAGUCCACCCAAAGCGCUUCUGCGGUGCAUGUCAUAUUCACCCAUUCACACACACUCACACACUGCUAGUUAAAGCUGCUUAGACCGAUAAAGAGUACAUUCUUCAAGGCUUGGCGAUAUGAGAUAGGAAUAAAAUGUCAGAAACAAAAGCUCUAACUAAAGCUAGACGCCUUGUUUGCCUCACAUUUUCCAUUUCUUGUGGCAGUGUUGUAUGUCCCUGUUAAACAAACAUUACAAUAAAAUCAAUAACUGUACGCUGUCUUGGCUGCAGUAACAAACUAAUUUUUUAUUGACUUAAAACCCUCUUAAGAUGUAGAAUAAGAUUAUCCUCUCUGUGCUCGUCAAACAUCAAUAAAAACACAAUGGUUCCUAAAAAAAAAACUACACAACAACAGAUAAUAAAAUAGACUGUGGGAUUCAAAGCUCUGGCUGCUGUUAUCAGAUGGGAUUUAUUUUUCAACGUCAAUUAAAUGUGCAGCGCGGCAGUAAUGUGACUGUGAUGUUCGAACCUCGUGCGGUUCAGGGGCGGCUGGCGGUCACACUGGAUGCUCGUCUAAUAGAGGGUGACCGAGUGUGAGUGUGUGUGUGUGUGUGUGUGUGCAGAUAAUCACAGUGACGACAAUAGAAAGUCACAGCAGUCAGCCAGAUUGUCUGCUGAAGGUCAUUUAGCCCUUGUUCUUUCUAGAUUGUUCAUUAAGUGGAAGAGUGUGUGUGUGUGUGAGUGUGUGUGUGUGUGUGUAUACGUGUGCAAAAGAGAUGACAGCAAUGACAGAGGAUUGCAGAGGCGAGUGGUGGCGAGAAUCAUGUUUCCUGAUGGCGAGAGGAUGACCCCGGCUCCGUAAAUGUCAGCGCGGUUUUGUUUUCUGCAAACAAUGUGAAACUGUGCACUGUCCUCCACAGAGGGGGGCGGAGCAAUAAGCUGCCUUAAGCCCUCUGUCUCUCUGUCCUUUAUGAAAAGUGUGUGUAUGUGUUUGUGUUUGUGUGUGGGGGGACUCGCUCUCACCAACACACAAAGGGCAUCAUUAUAUCUAUGACCGUCUCGUACUGUUUGGUUAUUUUUUAAAUGGGUGAUUUGAUCGGUCAUCAACCCUGAAACGAGAUACGAGACAAAUAACUUCUUACCAACUCUUCUGCAGUUUCUCUCGCACAAUCUGCUCCUGAAACUUCCAGACUUUCCCCCGCAGCAGGAGAGUCUCCCUGCAGGGACAGAUCUCAGGGGGCUUAGAGUAAAGAGGGUGCAGCUGUGUUCGAAAAUUGCGGAUGAAGCAACAGAGUGGAUGCUAUGCCGACUGUUUUUUACCUCUGUGUAAGAGCAUCCUCACUGCAUGCUUCGAACAUCAUCACUCUGCAAACUCAGUAGCAGUACAGUCUCCUGAAUUUUACUGACAUUUUGCAGUAAAAGAGGACGUACAGUUUGGUGAAAAAUAAGUCUGUUGGGAGUCACACCUGCAGCCCACCCUGAAAAUUCAUUAAAAGAGCUCAGACCAGGGUCAGCGAUGGCCUAAAGGUCUAAGCGCCCCACGUUUAGAGGAUAUAGUCUUUUAUUUUAUUUUAUUUUAACUUAUUUAUUUCUGUCUUUUUGUCUAUUUCUCAUAUCGUUUAUGUUUUUAAAUAACUUGUUAACUCCUCAGUCAUUUUAUUCUUUAAUCAUUCUUCUAUAUCUUUGAUUUUCUUACCAUUGUUUUGUUUUUAUUCUAAUCUGUAAAACACUUUGUUACCCUGUUUUGAAAAGUGCUGUAUAGAUAAAGUUUAUUAUACUUAAACAACAUUGCUGUGCAUAAAUAUAGGAUAAAGAAGCCUGCAACAGCCGUACAUGAGGUGUGAGUGCAUGUGUUAAACGUUUAUAGCAAAUUUAAGAUUACCUGGAACUCAACUUGAAUGUUUUUAGGGCUGCUGUCAGAUGAUCUGUGCAGAUCCCUUUGGAAGCGUCUUUGACUAAUGAGUGUUGGUUGAUGAAAUAUUUCUCUCUCCUUGAAAAAUAAGUUGUUCAUACCCAGCUGUUUUUACCGUAUUUUCGAACUAUAAGGCGCACUUAAAAUCCUUUUGGCUUGUCGGAGCACUGCAGCUACCGUAGCCUCGAGGAGUUUCUGAAUGAGUUAAAUAAGGUUUGACUUAUCUGACUGUUUUGUUUAGCCUCAUGCGCCUUAUAAUCAGGUGCGCCUUAUUGUACAAAAAAUCCAGUAUUUUGUCGGGUCUUGGUUGAUUAGUUGUCAUAAACUCUUUUCUUAUUUACUCAACUCAUUUUCAGUUCCUGCCUCGUAUUUCACUGGACGACUACAAUCGUCUUUUAAUGUUUGUUUUUAUCUCUGUUUUCACUGCUGCACUCUGAUGGUUUUUUAUCCUGCUGUCUUUGACCUUUUUGUGACUCAGGUUGCUAUCAGCCGUGUUACGAACAUCAGAGGUCGAGUCCCGGGCAACAAGAGCGAGCCUGACGGAGCUCCUGAGCCCACAGAUGGGAAAAGACAUUGUGUGGUUCCUCAGACGCUGGGCCAAGACGUACCUGCUGGUGGAUGAGAAGCUCUAUGAGCAGGUACAAGACUCUCCGCCCCUCUCACAGUCAAACAGAUAUUUCUCCUUCAGCUCGCUCACGUCUCCUUUUGUCUCUUUCCAGAUCAGCAUCCCUCUCAGCACAGCCUUUGGUCCGGACACAGAGGGCUCCCAGUGGAUUGUGGGAUAUCUUCUGGAGAAGGUGAUCAACAACUUGUCUGUGUGGAGCUCAGAAGCCGAGCUGGCAAACGACACGGUGGAGCUGCUGGUGACUCUGGUGGAGAAGAGGGAGAGGUGAGGACAGUCAUGAUGGAUUUACAUCAAAAAAAUAAAAUAAGGGAUCAGAUUUUAACAGCCGCUUUGAUUCUUCGCGUCGUUCAGGGCAAACAUCGUGGUGCAGUGCGAGAACUGGUGGAGUCUAGCGAAGCAGUUUGCCAGUCGCAGUCCGCCCCUCCACCUGCUGUCCAGCUCGGUGCAGAGGACUCUGAUGAAAGCUCUGGUCCUGGGAGGCUUCGCUCAGAUGGACGCCGACACCAAACAGCAAUACUGGGCUGAGGUAAGAAAUGAAAAUGAGUUCUGACGCAACAGGAAGGUAGACAACAUAAAUGUACAGCUUUACAAAAGGAAACAGUGAGUAAAAAAAUGUCUUCACUGUUAAAAAACACAAAAACUCAUAACCCAUAAAGAAGUUACAAACCUCUACAAACUGCGUCAGGAUCAGAGAAGGAAUGAUGGAUGCAGUCGAUAAUAUUCCCCCCGCCGAGUCUUUCUCCCGUGUGUAUAACAUGAUCCUUUUAGUGAUCCUGCAGGCCUGUGUCUUAAUAGGCUGACAGUAGUAAGUAAACGUUGGUGCAAAGCCACAAUGACUCCAGAGUAAUUAUUGGAGGGGGGGGUGAGACGGCAGCUGUUGGCUCCUGCAGCUGCUUUGUCUCAACUUGGAUCGCUCUGUGGGAGGAGGAAGAAGAGCGAUGGAGCCAACAACUGAUCAAACACUCUUUUGUUACAUCUGCACAUUCCUCCUCUUCUCUUACAGGCACCGAGAAAUCGCUCUGACCCCUUAAAUCGAAUAACGGGGGUUUAGCGCGAUAUGUUUGUCAUAACUGAGCUCAGAGAAGCCGGUUUGUUGGGACAACAGUCGAAAGCCCCAGAGUGUUUGCUGCAGACCACAACUGAAUGUUAAAAAGUAACAGUAAAGUCGUAACUGUAUUAGAGCUUAAAGUAAUGAGUGCAAAACUGGGAAAAUUAUGAAAGAAAAUCCCCGAAAACUUUUGUCUUCCCUGGACCCUUGCAAGCUGCAGAUGCUGCGUCUACCGAACUUAUUUUUAACUCUUAAGGACAUUAAAUAGUCUAGAGCAGGUUUAUUACAGAAUAUAAACAUUUAAAAAUUGACACAAAGAUGGUUUCCGCCCACUCAGGUGCUUCACCCGCUCCAGCAGCGUUUCCUCAACCUCAUCAACCAGGAGAACUUCGCUCAGAUCAGCCAGGAGGAAGCCGUCAAGCAAGAAAUCGUCGCCACGUUAGAGGCUCUGUGCGGCAUCGCCGAGGCAACGCAGAUCGACAACGUGGCCUCGCUCUUCUCGUUCCUCAUGGACUUUCUGUCCAGCUGCAUCGGCCUCAUGGAGGUAAGAGAUGGAGCCAGUAAAAGAUCGUUGACACCGAGUAAGAAACAGCUGAAUAGGCUGAUUUACAAGGAUGCAACUGAUUUAAUCUACAGAGCGGUGAGGAGAACAAGCAGACAAAUCUGUCUUUAGGGUUCAAGAAUCUGUAGAUUUUUCAUCAUGCAGGGAAAGUUAAUCAUGUGACGGUGUUUUCAGAUUUCUGUGACAGUUAUCUUUCAUCUCAGUGUUUUACUUCUGUCACUCAGGUCUACAGCAACACGCCCGAGACAAUCAACCUCAUCAUCGAGGUUUUUGUGGAAGUGGCGCACAAGCAGAUCUGCUACCUGGGAGAGGUGAGUGACACGACAGAGCAACACGUUCAGCAGUUUCUUUGUUUGUCUUAAAGCCGGAAAUUUGAAGGAGAAAAAAAAGUGUGCAAAAACUAUCCAUGCUUUAGUUUUUGUGUAGGACCAUUUCUCUUUCUUGAAAAAGUUGCUGCUCCUCGUUUUUUGACAUGGCACUUAACUCCAAAUAUUUUUCCCUGAUACGGCCCCUAAAAAUCAUCUGGAUUUCAUCAAAUAGCAUUUCAGUUUAAUAAAAGGAGCUUCAAACUAGACGUCUCUCCUCGUUUUCUGAGAUGUUAACUGUCGUCUCUCUCCUCCUCCUCCUCCUCCUCAUGCAGACUAAAUCCAUGAAGCUGUACGAAGCGUGUCUGACGCUGCUGCAGGUCUACUCCAAAAACAACCAGAGUAGAAAAAGGAGUGACGCCACCGCUGAGGAGGACCAGUACCAGGACCUGCUGCUCAUCAUGGAGCUGCUCACAAACCUGCUCUCUAAAGAGUUCAUCGACUUCAGUGACACAGGUGAGUGAACUGGAAGUGUCUGCCUUUACAAUUAUCUAUUAGAGUUGAAGACUUCUCUCUGAACAACGUCCACGUUCUUGUUACAGACGAGGUGUUUCGAAACCAAGACCAAGGAACGCCGGCGUCUGGUCGGACGGUGUCAGCAGCUGAUGUUGUUCUCUACGGUGUCAACAUCGUUCUUCCGCUCAUGUCUCAGGACCUGCUGAAGGUAAAACCGCUCAACACAGAGGCUUUGACCACACUACAAGCAAAAACAGGGUCUGUUCUCUUGAGGUCACAGGGUUCAAUAUAGUCAUCUGCUUUAUCUUGACUCCCUUUAUCUUCCAGUUCCCGUCUCUGUGUAAUCAGUACUACAAGCUUAUCACCUUCAUUUGUGAGAUCUUUCCAGAGAAGAUCCCACAGCUGCCUGAAGACCUCUUCAAAAGCCUUAUGUUCUCACUGGAGCUGGGAAUGACCUCGUAUCCUCACCAUGCACACCAUCUUUUGUGUGUGCAGACAGUUGCAGCAUUAGGUAGUAUGUUGUGAAGUUGAAGCACUUGUUUAUUUCCAGUAAGAACGAGUUGAUCAAAUAUUUUCAGUGGCCCUAAUCGCCAUAUGUGGUUUCAACCGAGAGGUAAAUUUCCUCCUGAUGAAUGUAAACAACAUCUCUCAGAUUUUGUUAAAUGUUACCUUGUUUGGCCUCUGAGUUGCAGCUGUGGCUGAGCCCUUCAACAUCAUAAAAAGCUUAUUGUUACGCAGCGUGUGUUAUUCCUUAACGUGUGUGUUCAGGAUGAGUUCAGAGAUCAGCCAGCUGUGUUUGGAGGCUUUGUCUCCUCUGGCCGAGCAGUGCGCUAAGAACCAGGAGAAGGACACGCCUCUCUUCAUCGCCACCCGUCACUUCCUCAAGGUACACUCCACGUCCUCCUGGCAUGGUUUUUAUUUUCUCUGUGAUUAACCAAUAGGAUGCUUGCUGUAGCUUUGUGUUAACGUGGUAUCUCAUGUAAUCUUACUUCUCAAACUUGCUUCUCCGUGUUGUGUGUCUCCAGUUGGUGUUUGACAUGCUGGUCCUGCAAAAACACAACACAGAGAUGACGGUGGCAGCAGGUGAAGCUCUCUACACACUCGUGUGCCUGCAUCAGGUGAGAAAACUACAAACAACACCUUUAAAUGCUCCAGAGGUUAAAGUUGAUAUCCAAUAAAGAAAAACAACAUAUUCAUCCAGCAGCUGUUGUGAUACUUUGAAUCUCUUUCCAUUCCGUUUUUAUAAAAACAAAUUACUUCUUGAACCAGCAAAACGGACAAAUACAAUUUUUCAAAUUCCUUGAGGGAAGCAGCUGCCCCUCUUUCAGCGGCCCACUUUCAAACACGACGAAAACCUCCUUUAUUGAAGGCUAAUUGGUUAUAAAACUCACUGCGGGUUUGAAGAAAUAGAGACUCUUCUCAGGGUUAAAUUUGGCUUAUUGAAAUGGAAAAUUGAUGAGCAAUUAUGUUGAAGUAUGUGAGUGAAAACAAGCACCGCUGAGCUGCUCUGUGAGGCACCAGGGGGGCAGGGAGAAUUAGAGAUGACACUAAACACCCUCUAGUGGUUUGUUUGCAUCACAGCAGCUAAAGUCAUACUAAUAAGUAUGAAAGCACAGCUAAAUUAACAAUAAUAAUAAGAAUAGAUAAAGCAUCAGAUUUUAUGGCAUUUUUUGUCAGUGACCUCAAAGCGCUUUACAUUGGAUACAUCAUUCAUUCGCUCACACAGUCACACCUCAGUGGUGGUAAACUACCUUAGUAGUCACAGCUGUCCUGGGGCAGACUGACGGAAAAGUGGCUGCCAGUUUGCGCCUACAGCCUCUGCGACCAUUUAUUAUAACAAAAAUAAUUAUAUUUGAAGUACUUUGAUAGUUCAAUUAUAUAAAAUAAGGCUCACUUUAACUUGAACAAAACCUGCAGUUUGUAUUGUUCAAAACUUUUGAGUAGGAAGUGAAUAACCUGCCCUGAUAUCAGCAGAGGACUCAAUUAAUGCUGAUUUUCAAAAACAAAAUGUUAAAUAACUUUUAUGAUUCAUCAAACAAAACUGGAUUUGUUACUUUUAGUUAAAAACCACGGAAGUUAGUGGUAUUUUAAGAUGUUUUUUUUAAUAACAAUUUUCACCUUAAUGCUGUCUUACAUGUUAAGUUCAUUCAAGGGUGAUUUAUAAGAACUUUUUUAAGUUCCUAUAAAAAAAGUUUCAAAGCAGCUUUGAAAUCAAACUCCAACCAUACAAUUUAGGGUCAAAAUAGCCUCAUACGUACAGAUGACCCGUGUUCCAUUUUACCCUGUGGCCUCUGUCCUUACCCUGUGGCAUGUCAUUCCUGGUCUCUACCCUGUUUCCUGCUCUAUCCACUGUCAUCUCUCUGUCAUUAAAGGCCAGAAAAGACCAAAAUAAACAUAUGUGUAUUUAGUUUAAGGAACCUUCUGAACAUCCUGGGGUUUUAUGUCAGAUUGAUUGCUCUGAUAUGAAAUUGAACCCUGGGUUGACGCUCUGAUGUUCCUCUCCCGUCAGGCGGAGUACUCUGAGCUGGUGGAGACUCUACUCUCGUCACAAAGAGACGCCGUCAUCUACCAGCGGCUGGCCGACGCCUUCAACAAGCUGACGGCCAGCAGUACGCCGCCCACCAUGGACCGCAAGCAGAAGGUCGCUUUCCUCAAGAGCCUGGAGGAAUUUGUGGCCAAUGUGGGCGGUCUGCUCUGCGUGAAAUAA
Molecule: messenger RNA, 51123 nt
Organism: Xyrichtys novacula (pearly razorfish)
Lineage: Eukaryota; Metazoa; Chordata; Actinopteri; Labriformes; Labridae
Source: the annotation of a GenBank genome assembly